Molecule: messenger RNA, 56552 nt
Organism: Xyrichtys novacula (pearly razorfish)
Lineage: Eukaryota; Metazoa; Chordata; Actinopteri; Labriformes; Labridae
Source: the annotation of a GenBank genome assembly
AGUCUGUCAGUGUAUGGGCGGGGCCUAAGCUCGCUGUGUCUGCUUUGCUCUAGCGGAGGAAGGACAGCUGCUCUCAGCGGCGAAGGAAGGGAACGGAAAAACUACACAAUGCGUUAGCCACGGGCAAUGGCUCGUCCCCAAACCUCCUUCUAAUUCUCUGUCCGAGCCACUCCGAGAUAAAUAUGGCGUGAGAAGACCCGGGGAGGAUAACUGCGAAACUGUCGGGAGUUACUCGUAGCGGCGGACUCAGCUGCCGCUGCCUGGAAGUUUUUUGUUGUUUUCCCGUCGUGGGGCCCCGACGGUGGCGGCGGCUCUCUCCCCGGAGCGGUGUCCCGGUCUGCCCAGCCCCAUGCAAAACCUAACGGCCCCUGGCGGCCCCGGCAACUCCAAUGUCACCUGCUCCUGCAACUGCACCGCUUCCCAGCCACAGGGAAUGGAGAUAUGUGAGUAACAGUAGUUGCUUUUUUUCCUGACCUUAAAACCCCACCGAGAUACUUCAGUUAAUCCGCAUGUACAGUCUCAAGUGCAGGAGAAGUGCUCCAGUGAGACUCGGGUUUUCCUCCAUCACGGUCAACAAACUCUGCUCUUGACCCUCUCUUGGCCGUUUGUGAUCCUCAUAUCUCUGAAACACUUUGAAGAAACUUGCUGUUGUCUGUUGUCUGUGUUUGAAAAGGGGGGGUCGACUCGACUGAUAUAGUUUUGUAGGGCCGAUACCGAGACCACUUCAUGAGACCUAUGGCAGAGAUUUGGAACCACCAUGCAGUAAAGAAGGAAAUCUAAAUUUUGAAUAUUGUCUAUGGCAAUACUGUGGUAGAAGUAACUUAGUCUUGCAUUCAGAAUGGUCAUGAAGUAAUAUAGCCAUGAGAUACACAACACUGACUACUUAAUGUGACCAAUCUAAAAAUGCAUUUAAGAAAAGUGUGUAGAACUGCUGCAUUCAUGUGCUCUUCAGUUGAAUGUAGCAGAUGUUAAAGGUGAAUAAUCAUAAUAUCACAUGAGUAUGUUUGUAUUUUACAUGGAUAACCAAAACCUCUCGGUCAAGAAGUAGAAAGUUAUUUUUACCUCCAGAAUCUGAUGUGAUAAAGUUAGAAGAUCUCUUAUUUAACAUCAAAGUACUCGUCUGGAUUUCCAAGCAAAAGCCCAGAUUAAUAGCCAGGCUGAUAAUCAGUCAACCCCUAGUUUGUAAAGUCAAACAUAAACUUUAGAGUUCAGUCUGGCGUCUACUGGAGUGACUGGCGUAUCAAACAGUAUUUGAUACAGCCUAUAAUGAUCGUCGUCAGUAACCAUAGGGACAGGGACAUGUUGUUUUACUCAGCCUGCCCUAAUCGUUCAGUACAGUACAGGGUAUCUGAGUUUUCAGGAAGUACUGCAGAUUUACUGUACUAUCAUCUUCCUGAGCUCUGAUAUAACUGUAAGUUUUCUCUCUCCUGCCAUAAAUACUCAGAGAUUUAACCUCACAGGGCCUGUAUGGCUGUGCAUAUGCUCUGGGAGAUCACCACAGAGGGUUAAAUAGUUUGCCUGUCAGCACAGACAGGAAACGCUGGAAUGGUAUGUUAUGUCUGUCUGCCUUCUGAGCAGCUCAGAGAGAAACUAUCAUUAUCAGCUCUGCCCUAAUGCUGCUGCCUGCUAGAUCCACUGCAGAUGUUCCUUUUUAUGACUGAAGCAGAGACAGACACAUGCAGGCAUUCAAGCAGGCAGGCAGGCAGGCAGACAGACAGGCAGUAAUGCAGAGGACAGCCAGACAGACAGAGUAUGUAUCCAUUCUGACAGAUCUGCAGACAGACCGCCAAAGACAAAUAAACAGGAGACGGGCACACAGCAGACAUGUAGACAGGCGGGUAGAUUCAUAAGCAGGCAGCCAGACAUGUACGGACAGAGAUAUAAACAGAGAUGUAGACACAGACAUCUGAAGCUAGCUAGACAGGCACACAUAUUGAGAGACAGACAAGCAGACACACAGACAAGCUACAGACGGAUAGACGGACAGAGUUACAGUGAUGUGUAAUUUCCAUUGGGGCUGAGGGCCAGGCCUGGGCAACGUGAGGUGAACGCAGGAUAUUAGAUUCAGAUUUGGCAGCAAUGGGUGGUUGUGCUGACGCCACAUUGUAACCAAGAAGCGUGUGUGUGUGUGUGUGUGUGUGUGUGUGUGUGUGUGUCUGGCAGACAGACUGGUGUGCGACCAUUCGUUUUCUGUGGCAUCAUCGUAUUGCUAGCCAGGAAAAACGCACAUAGUCAGGCAUGAGCCGGUGCGUCCACAGACACACUGCCACAACAGAGGGAGCCUAAUGAGAUGAUCCAGAAGAAGUGCCUCAGACUGGACAAGUGUGCUGCAAGAGAGUCUAAUAAUUGUGAUCAUAGAUAUUUACAGUGUAUGACAAACAGAUUAGCAUACACAAGAUUAUGAAUGCAUCUGUAUUUGUGAGCACAUGAAUGCUGCUGGUGAAACGUUUUCAGUACUUAUCAUCCAAAUGUCUCACUAGUUGGAGAGAGCUCCAUUCACAAGUGGUUUGAAAUAGCUGUCCUACUGUAGUGGCCGUCUGGUUUGAAAAGAACUCUUGUUUGUCGGCUGUGUUGUCAUGCAGACUCGGCAAAGGCUGAAUAAUGUAGCUCAUGCUUUGAUGAUUUCUCUGGCUGAAGAAAAGAGCUACAGUCUGCCUUUUUUUCCUUUUUUUUUUUUUAAGCAGAGCGGGCGGUCUCACUGGUGUGUUUCCUCUUUAUUCAGACGAGGAGAAAAAAAAUUGAAAGGGACUACGAACAUAGAGGGAUCACAGCGCAGACAGUGUGUCACGGCCAGGAGUCGAACCUCUGCCUACACACAGGGAUUCACAUGUAGGAUUUGAAAGGAAGAGACCUUUAACAAGUGUUGGUCUGGAGCUGUUGCUGGGCUUGGAUUGCAGCUCUCUUGUUUUGAAGGUGUGGUAUUAAACAGUCCUGAGGUCAAACACCACAGUUUCGUAUUUACUGUACUUAUGCAGAUUCUUCAGCUUUAACCUACACUCAGCAGUGUUUUAAUCUCUUUUCUAUCUGGUCACAUUUCCAUGGCGAUAGAAACCAUUACCCACAUUAUUCUAGUUUAAUAGGAUGUUGGGUUUCUGUGUGAUGGUUCAGUCCCUGCAGGGUGAGAGCAUCGGCAACAUCUUUGACUCUUAAGUCUUUUAAUCUGGUAUUGACUCUGACUCCUAUCAGCCUUGUCUUUUUAAACAAGCGGGCAAAUAUUAUGUGCCAACUGUGAGAGGUCAUUACUCCUUCACCUAAUGCAAAUACGCAUUUCUUUUUCAGUCAGAAGGACACAACUUGGUAGCGGGUCAGUGCUGUAUUUAGUAAUGUGGAUUCUCAGAAAAGUCUGGAACAAAAGUGAAAGCACACAGACCAGUGAGGGAGUUUAUCUGGAAAAUAGAGGGUUUGUAGAAGCAGAUUAGAUAAUCAAGGAUGCAUUUAGAAACUUCUGUGAACUGCUGGAUUGGACAUGAACAAACAAAUUCUUUCCUGGUAUCAAUAAAUUUUGGUAAAAGUAACAGGUCGUCUGAGUGGCAUUUUAAACCCGGCUGGAUUUGUGUGUCUUGAUGAAUUGAAUAUUUCAUUGUGAUUGUGGGAUUUCCUGAUGCAAAUUUGCAAACAUUUUUUAACUGAUAGAGGAUCGGCCAUUGAGCCAAUUUUCUCACCUUAAGUCUUGACAUCAGCUGUUGCAACUGAGCAAAAUUUGCAGCAGAACACAAAUGCACAAGUAACUUAGCAUUAGUAACCCAGCAGCUAAAGUGCCACCAGUCAGUGUGUUUACAUGUUGCUCAAAGGAGUGAAUCUAUUGCCUUAGUCUGACUGAAACUGGACCCUUAAAAGCAUGUAAACAUGCACUAAAUGAACUACUCAUAGUCCGGUAAUCAUAUGUAGAUAAUGAAAUUGGGGAAUCGAUUUUCUCUCUCAUAUGGCACAAUCAGACUGAAACAGGCCCAAGUGUUCUGAGCAUGCUGGGAGUUGAAUAGCAUGGAUGAAACUUUCCGGCCAUACAAAUAAACUUUAGGGAGCUUCAAAAGUGAUGCCACCUACUGAAGAUAAUUCUGACACCCAUUUGAUUCUUGCCCAGUACAUGUAAACUGGGACAAGGACAGUAGCUGCCUCUAUGUUUCAGUGUGUGGGGACAGUGAAAAGGGAAUAAUGGGUGAUAUUUAGAUGUAAGUGCUCGCUUGCUCACCCAUCCUGUUGGUGAAGGGAUGGUGGCCUUUGAGGACAAGAUUCUUUUGUGAUGCAGUAGUAUGAUCCUCCAUUUAAUGUGCACAACAACAACUACUGUCUUCUAUGCACUAAACACAAAAAUGCAAACGGUGUAUAGUUUGUCCAUUUUAAGCUACUGUAGAAACAUGGCAGUGCAAGAUGGCUGCCUAUGUGGACUUGUAAAAGAAAGGCCCCUUCUGAGUUAAGUUUGAAGUUCAUUCAGGUCAUUAAAGACAAAUUUAAACAUACUUUUGAAUAUGAUAUUCAAUUUCUACGGGGUCUGUUCUGCUAAGGGCCGCACUUACCCCAAACUGACUGCAUCUCGAAGACAUAAAAAAAUGAACAGAUUAGGCCAAAAGAAAAACAGGGCUCUUUGCUCUCGGUACUGCUUCCAUAAUUCAGCCUUCAAUUUUUACAGAGACAGAGUGAAAUGAUACUGCAGGGUAUUUUCUCCAAAUAUCUGCAUCUUAUUUAUGCUUCUCUGGACACACACACACACACACACACACACACACACACACACACACACACACACACACACACACACACACACACACACACACACACACAAACACACACAAACACAAACACAAACACACACACACAGCAGUAAAGCUGUAUACAUGCUCCUUCCUCUUGGGAAAGGCCUGGGUCCAUGUGUCAGAGACUCAAGUGGCUGUCUGCGUCUGUGUGUAUGUAACAGUUAGCCUGCAGCACAGGCCGGCCAGCCAGCCAGACGGAUGUAAACGGCCUGAUCUGUAAUCCCGUGUAUGAGUGGUGUUAGUGUGUAGGUGGCAGUGGGGUCAUCUGUCAACUACCUCAGGCCAAACACGCACUCAGCUACUUGUUGACUCUAACUCAGACACAUACAGAAAGACGUACACAUGGGCACACGCGCACACAUUUACACCUAGAUAUAUACACACAGACGCACACACACACACAUGCACAGACAGCCACUCUCAGGCUCAGCCAAUAUUUACCCUGCAGUCUCUCGCCAGACAGCCAAUCCAAUCUCUCACUAAGCUCUUUGUUGUUUGUUUGGGGUUUGUUUUUUUGCCUCCUUUUUUGUUUGGUUUGUUUGUGAAGGUGUAGUUGAUUUGAAAUUAGUUUGGUUUUUAUUUCCUUUUAUUAUUAAUGAAUGUAAGUAAUGAACCUGGAGAAAAGAAGUCUUCAAACUCUGGAUAGGCUGCAUAAUUCUGGGACCCUGGGGAGGGGAGUGGCAAAGACAAGCCAACAGCAGCAUGUAAAGAAAAGAUUUGUUCCUCCUCCAGACAGACUUCUUUCUGCCAUCACUGCUUCUGUAAUUAAUUUCACUGGGAAUUUGUACACUUGCUUAGUGUUUCUCAGAGGAGUCUUAUUGAGUCUGCCACCUCUCCUGAGCUGCAGGUUAUAGCAGUGGAAAGCAGAGCUCAGCUUGUGGGGGUUAAGAAAGAGCUCCUUUUUUUAAUGUAAGUCAGAGGGGCCCAGAGCCUGUUUUUACACAGAGACGUUGACCUGCACACGCACUCUAGUGGCCCGGGCACCGAGCACGUACACAGAUAGAGAGCACGUGGCAGUAAUAUCCACACUGUAAAGUCAUCUGGAAGAAGUUUUGGAUUUCUCAUUUCGGCAGCAUAGCGGUGGACUCUUACAUCUGCUGAAGGUUAAGAAAACAGAUUUUGAGGGUUUUCAAGUAACUUAAACCCUGUUUUUGACAAAAAAAACAGUACAAAGAUGAAAAAUCAGAUGUUUAAACUGAUCAAUUUGGUUGUCUCAUGAAAAUUAUAUACGCUGAUGAAGUCUGGACAGGGAUAACAAAACUCUGAAAUAGUCAUGUAAUGCUAAUAAUAAAGGCACUCAGUACUGGAUAGCCAUGACACUCUGUCCUCAGGUGGUGAAAAACGGACAGAAACAAACAGACAAACAAAACAGACUUGACUCUGUUGUGGAAAUCACGGCAUGGGCUUCAAAUUCUUCUCAAUCAAAGCUGAUAACUUGUUAAUAAAAGACAAAGUGAUGAAGCUGAAUGGUUAUCAUGCUCCUGUUACUACAGUUAUGAUGUUUGUUGCUGGCAUCAAUUUCAAAUCGGAUUUACAUUUUUUAUCAAGCAAUCAGGUUUUUCAGUUGCAACAUCUUGUAUGUUCUUUUUGCAUCAGUUUCAAUCCAAAAUAGUUUGAAUGAUUUGCAAUUUUACAGUCUUUGUUUUUUUUUAUUACUUCUCUUUUCUUAUCGUGUGUUGAACGCUUUCAAACUUCUUUAGUAAUUUCUCUCUCUUUAAUGAGUUUAACCACUGCUAACUCUGUAUAGCAAUGCUUCAACAAAUGCUCACUUCCACUGGCUGGACCAGUUGUGUUUGUUUGACUGUAAUCAUGUUAGUUUGGCUGGUACAACACUAAGUCUGUUUUACUAUGUAACACAGACUGUAAACAUCACAUUUAUAUUUGUGUACAUGAAGCACCUUUGAAACCACUUCCUUAUUGAAGAGCAGAGCAGUGGUGUGGACAGACGCUGAGGUUCAGGUGUGGUUUUAAUUGUUUGCUUGGCCCAAGAGUGUUUGUCUCUGUGUCACUGAGCCUCACACUGCUGUCCUGAAUGUUUUGUUACACUAUAUAUCGUGUCUCAUGGCUUUUUAACCAUAGCGACCAUCUUUGUAUCUUAUCGCUUGCUUGCUACAUGUUCAUGGACUCAAACUGACACACCCCAGACUUGCAGACCUUGAGGAGCAGCUUCACUCUCUUCAGCUCAUCAGGUCAAGUUCAGGCUGAGACUUUUGUGCCUUCACUAAGUGCUCAAGCCCCAAAACAGCAUUCACAACUCCGUCACUGGCUGCUGGGACUCCCUUUGUGUCUAGAUUCUGCACCCCCAACCCACAUGCACACACCCCAGACCUCCUCCUUUAGUUCCCAAAAUGCCCUUGGGACCUGGACAGAUUUGUAGUCCUAGUGUGUCUGAAGACAGGCCAUCCGUCAAAUGUGUGUGUGUGUGUGUGUGUGUGUGUGUUGAUAGUGGUGGUUGGGGGUGGUUAGUGGCCUGCUGUCUCAGUCAACAUCUAUUUACACACAGUCGUAAUAUGUCUGAGAUGCUAUGAAGUGAAUGAAUCAGCUGUGCUGUCUGCUGCUGCAUGUCUCAUGACUGCAGAUCUGUCCUCAUGGCCAGGACACAUUACGCUCCAUUAAGAAGCUGCACUGCACACAUGCAUUGGCACCCAACAACAACAUUAUAUUUUCUUCUUUUUUUGCCUGACAGUAAAUUUGCCAGCAUCAGACACAUGGAGUGUUCAUUAUCUUGCAAACUCGUCUCCUUGCAUGUCUUGUCUUUCUCCCCGCUGGAAACAAAGAAGCUUUGUACAAACAAAUGCAGCCGCACAUUAUAUGAAACAAAUAGAAUCUAAAAUGUUGUACCGCCCGCUGUUAGUCAGAUUUCGAGGUAAUCCGUUUGUUUAUGUGUGUAGGAACACCCAGACAGUGGAAUAAUGACAAGUCUCUUCAAGUGGUUUGCAGGGUUUUUCUUGGAUCUUGAAGAGGCUUACACAGUUAAGUUUCCAAAGCAGUGUUGGGGGCGGUCUGCAAGGUUGUACAAGAUCACUUCAGUGGGGGGCUUGAGUGCACAGGUACUCUUUGAAAGCUCUGCUGCAAGAAAAAAUACACAUGCUUAACCACUAAACACCUGAGUAAGAAAUAAGAACUGUGAGCAUGACCCUGUGGUAGGCUGUUUAAGUAAGAGGAGGGAUGGACAUGUUUCAGGUUACAGGAGUUAUAAAUGUAGAAUGUAACAGGUAUACUUAUAACUGUAAAGUUUCUAUUUAUUGAUGUUCUCUAAAAGCUAGUCUCUUACCUGGCUUUAAAAACAGCAAACAUGUUGAUGUGUAAUGUUUGAUGGUCCCUGAAAACAUCUCUUCAAAAGGAUUCAAGGUGACCAGACAGGAUUGUUUCCUCAUGUUCUGUAAGUCUACCGGUCCAUGUCAGGUUACAGUGUGUGACUGCAAACAUUUGUUUAAAAUGUUUGGCUUAAGAUGACAUUCAGAUCAUAUUCAACAUCCGCCCACAUAUGCAUGGUGUGUUAAUGGCACAGAGUCGGGCCAAGAGGUAGAUCUACUCUCUCACUCAUGAGAGAUGACGGGGAACUUUUUGCGCCAAAGUAAAAACUGAACUGUAACACCAAGUGAACCUGGUUAUCUGAGAGCGCCCUGUGUUUAAAACACUCAACAGCGUUCUCAUGUCUUAGCACAAGACCCUGACCAUGUGUGAAUAAGAGCUUUUCUCUUCUUGAUAAAUCAUUUUUAAUUCCUCAAUAUAACAGCGUUCUGUGUAGUGAUUGACAUGCAGUGUGUUGCCUGGCAUCACCACACCGCCUCUCACUGCAAGAAGAGAAAAAACACCUCAGUGUGAUCAGAAUUUGAGCUGAGACGUGUAGAAAUCAUGGAGUGUGUCUGAGGUUUUCAACAUUUAAAAACAUUUGUCUCCUUUGGAAGCUCAGUGGCUGAGUGACAGGUUAUAUUCAUAUGCACAGUGCACUUUAGGGGGUCAGCAUGGUCAGUGGUUUCAAGUGAACUCAAAGGAAACUUCUGUACAGAAAGAGACCGCUUUUUUAGAGAGAGAUAGCUUUCCCAUUGCUCUCUUCAAAGCCACCAGACUCUGACAGAGAACGGCUGUGGUUUUACCUUCAGACACCCAGGAGUAGCUGUUCUCUCAAGGCUUCAUGCAGCUGGAGCUCUGCAGCCUCUGUGUUUUGCGUGGCAAAAUGACUGUUCUUUUUCAUGAAGCCUUGUGGCUUUUGGAGCAGUGUGGUUAACAUCUGUGUCUGCUCAUAAACAGGAUCUUACCCAAAGAAAACAAACUAUCUCUGAGGCAGUUAAUUCAUCAAUGUUGUUCAAAUUAAAAGUGGCUUCUCGUGGAUGUACUGUGGAUCUGCAGACUUUUCACAAUAGCACUUGGUAAAUAUUAGGUCACACUUUACUGCAAAAGUGCAUCUUAACCUUACAGUCGGGACCACUUUUGUCAAAGGGGAGUAACUGAGUUGCUGCAAUCGUAGCAACAUGUCUUAGUUUAGUUCUAUUCUGAGGGCUCCCUGCCCUUCCACACGAGUACUUGAAAUGCCAAGGUAUGAGGCAGGGAGAGCAGCAGCAAGAACCCCUGGGCUGGGGUACAGAACAGCAUCAGUGACCACAGACAGGACAUAGGGUUGCAACAUUCCAGGAAUUUUCAAAGUUGGAAACUUUCCAUGGGAAUUAACAGGAAUUAUAGGGAAUGAAACAGAAAUUUACAAAAUUGAAGGCUGGCCCUCAACAGGGAACUUAAAUUUAGUUCAAUUCUGUAGCAUAAUCUUGACUAAAACAACCAGGUUUAAUACAAGUACACUUCUCAAUCACAUGCACACAGCACACUGCUUACUGCAGGUCUGUUGAGGCCACACCCCCUACAUGCACUGUGCAUUCCUCCAUCACAUGCACAAAUGAUUUCUUAAACCCAGGAGGCCACACUUUUGAGCCCAAAGCACAAGACAUUUGAGCCCACAGACUAUGUCAAGUCAAGUAUGUUCUUAUAAUAUUUUUGGGUAAAUAUAUUUGAUCUGUAGUAGUAUUAAUAUUUAACUUGCAAAAAUUAAAUAAAAUAGGUGCUAAAUGUAAGCUACUUUUUUCAUUUCAUUGACCAUUGACCACAGCUACCUCAAAUGUGAUACUGUUUCUUCUGACUCCUGCAAGAUGUUUUUUUGUAACCAUACAAUAAUUAUACAUCAAUUGUCUAAUAUUUUGAGUACCACUCCAGUAGUCAAAAAUAUUUACAUUUAUGUUUGGAUAUGAUACAGUUUGUUUAAAUUACCCAAAUUUCCAGUUAAUUCCCAUAAAAUCCCAUAAUUCUCAUGGAAAGUUUCCAAUUUGGAAUAUUUCCAAAAUUCCCCAGCUUAACUUCCUGUGGAAAGUUUCUGGAAAAUUACCAGAAAUUUACCGCCCCUUUGCAACCCUAACAGUACAGCAGUGAAAUCAGACAUGUCCUGUAAAGGAGGAGCUUGGGUGGAGGAAGCUUGAAGAAAAGAUGAGAGAAGGUGAUUGGCUGGGUUGUUAGCUGAUGUGGGCUGGCAUCAGGAUCAGCAGAUGUACUGUGGGCUGAACUAACUUGAUACUAAAUAUUUUCAUAUUUUUGCACAGCAGGACUAAUUCAAUCACUACAUCAGUUUGUACCACCUCAGUGUCACUGUCUUCUCUGUACCUUCUUGUCACCCCUCUACUAUACCGCCAAAGGGGGUUAAAUCCACAUCCUGUGCCAGCUGAGCUGCUAGCUGCCCCCUAACAAGACCUUGCCCUGGAUCUGACCUUAUCACAGGAAAUUACUCUGGAUUACACCUGAGGCAGAGAGAGGGAGGAGAAGAUAGAGGGGCAGAUAUGAAAGAGAGGAGAAGUGGUCUUUGUGUUCUCAGUGAAAACAACACAACCACUCAAGGAUUGACUUUGUAGUCUCUCUCUCUCUCUCUCUCUCUCUCUCUCUCUCUCUCUCUCUCUCUCUCUCUCUCUCACACACACACACACACACACACACACACACACACACACACACACACACACACACACACACACCAGCAGCAGUGUUGACUGUGGCUUUCCAUGAACACAAACCAGUGUGAGAAUUAACUAUCCAUGAUGACAGUUAAUAUAUAUCCAUGGGAAAGACAGCACUGUGUUCACAGAUUAUUACCCACAUUCUGUUGUGGUGUCUGUGGGGUAUUGUAUGAGUUUGUUUUUCUUCUCUCCUUUCCACUUUAACCUGGUUUAACCUCCCAGCCUCAAGUCAAGUGGUAAAGGAUGUGUGUAGGAGUCAGAGAGAGGCCUCUGGUCACCAAGAUCCUUCUACCCAUCCUCCCCUCCUCUCCUCUCCUCCUCCCUCCCAGCUCCCUGCUCCUCUGCAGAGAUUUAGACAGCUGUCUGAUAUUUGGUCCCUCUCCCUCCAAUCCAGACACACCAGUCAGACAGUUGUGUCUGAUACCUACCUCCCCCACUUCUCUGCCUCCACCUCCUUCUCCCCCUCCUCUGCCUCUUCCCCCCCGGCAGCCACCAGCUGACCCCAAUCAGGCAUAGGGCCUGCUCUAUUGUCUGGCUGGGCAGAGGGGACACACACACACACACACACACACACACACACACAUACACACACACACACACACAAACACACACAGACUCAGACAGGGGGUCAGAGGAAGAUAGUGGCUGUCUGGUCUGGCCUGCCUCUUUGACUGCCAACCCCCAACCAUAACACAGCUCCUUUCCUUUCCUCCCCUCCUUUCCUCUGUCCUUCUCUCCUGCAUUUAUUCCUGAUCACAGAUGUAUAUGAUGCUUGUUAUGCAAAGUAGCUUGGCGUGUCCUUGUCUUGCAUAUGAUUAAAUGUCUGAUUGUAUUGAAGUUGUUGUUUGUGCGCAGAAAUAAGGCUAAACUCAUGCGCCACACUCGAUGAUUUGAUCGGUGGAAUUGGUCAGGUAUUUAAAAUGCAUGUUGUAGGCAUAUCAGGGUGAUCAGAUAGCCUAAUAUCAGUGAAAUGAAAACAAGAUCUUCUCUCCUACAACUGCUGCCAGCAUGUGCACCCACAGGACAGAGUGAAGCAGAGUAAAACAUAUUCCUGCAGACCCAGCUAGUGGCAUCAUAUCUUUAGCGACGUGAUAAGCUCCCGGAUCUCAAAAAGUCUUUUCACUGAAGUCCUUUGUUCUUAUGCGGGAUACUAUAGGGAAUGCAAUCCAACACUGUUCUCCCACUCAGCUGCAGGCUUUUGUUUUCGAUGCUUGAGUAACUUUGUGCAGCUUCAGUCGCCACAGACUUGAGGAAAACUUUACAGCAGACAGGGGGUUGGUCAAGGUCAGGCACUGAACCGACUUCCAGACAUCUCAGAAAACCUCUUAGGGCACAAAUGAACUCCUCAAUUUUUAUUAUUACAAGUGCAGAUUUCACCUACAUCUGAAGAGAUGUGCUACAACAGCACCAGUUAAAAAGGCCAUGGAAGCUGCUGCAUACUAGAUCACUGAAGUCAAGUAAAGAAGGCCACUAAUGUUGAGGGGAUGUGGAUGUACACUCUGGUCUGAGGAAAAAAAAAAAAAAAAUCACUAGAAUUUGGAGUGACACGUCAUUUGAUGUGGACAGAGAUCAGUCUUCUCAUGCAUGCACUGCAGUUGGACCCAAAGUGGCCCAAGCAGUCUGAGGAUUCUCCAAACAUGGGCUUUGACCUGAGAGUCAAACAGCAUAAAUGUGAUGAGGGAAGAGGGAAGCUGGGGAGUAAACAAACUCUUGAGUAGAUAAAUCAGUCCGAGAGAGACAGAGACAGAGCGAGAUAGAGCAUACUUCUCAUUAGUUCAAAAGAAAAUCAGGGAUACAGUUCUUGCAGACGAUAGAAAGCAGUCAAGUUGUUCACUGUGUCACGGACAGAAAGACAGAUGCACCUGCUAACUUGUAUUAUUGGAUGGUUUUGCUCAGAUUUAGAGGUUCAGUAAAAAACUGAACGUUGGCCUAUCACCACCUAGCAUUGCAGAAGCAAACUACCAGUGAAGCCUGCUCAGUCAUUGCUAGACCAACGACAGUCUUCCAGGGAAGUUACUUAAUGGAGCUUUAACUUCAACUUGGCUAUGCCUGUAAAUGACAAACUACGGCAUUUAAAGUUUAGUGUUAUUUUUAAAGCUAGUGCCCUCAAAGAUGAUAUAAGUAUGUUGGGACACCAUGACAGUCAUUUCUGUUUAAUCUGUUCCACUUUUUGAAAGAGAGGUACUUCAGAUUUGUUUCAAAUUCAUGUGAAGUUAAAAUGGUCUGUCUCUGAUCUUUACGCUGGGCAUCCUGCUGGAGGCUAACGUGGCUCCCAGCUAGUGUUGCUAAUGUUGAUUAGGUCUCCAGCUCUGUGCAGCAUGGAGCUUCUAUGUGUGAAUUAUUAAUAUAGGUCAUAGUCACAGCAUCCGGCUUGGCCCAGCCCAGCGCUGUCCCAGCACUAUCGCAACACACGACCCCUUCUAACCCCUGCUUACCCACAGUCUGCCCCAUCUGUCUGCCAGAUUAAUCCAGCGGAUCACCUACAACCCGUCUCCAUCAGGUUAGACUUAAUACCAAGAACCCCACAUUGAGUUUGUACAUCUGAACCUUUCUGUGAAGGAUGCCUGGAGUGCAGAGAUGUAUCUAUAAAUCCUGAAAAAUUACAACCUCUAAUUUCUUCAAUUGUCAAAAAUUCUGUGCCUUCGGGAUUGUAAUAAUGGUUCUUUCCAUAAACACUUAGUCCCCCACCAGUUAUGCAGCACCCUGCACCACUCAUUUACAGCAAUUAUGUUUUCAUGAGACAGGAAUCUUAAUGGGAAGAGUUUAUGGCUCCUCGUAAGAAACCUGCUUUCCAUGAUGAAUUGUAUCUGUGUAUGUGUGUGAGUAGGCGGGUGGAACUCCCAUUUCAAAAGCCAAAUUGCCUUCCCUCUGUUCGGAUGAGACUGUUGCAGCACUCAGUGUCUGCUGGUCUCGCUGGAUGUCUCGGAGCUCAAACACAGUGUGUUUUAGCCGUACACACAGACAGUUGUGCCCUCUCUGCUCUUCUUUUUUAAAUGGAGGCAAGCUCAAACACACACACAUACACACACGCACAUAAUCCUACUGCAGUGUGCCGUGUUGAACAGCAGUGAAUCGGCCUUCUUACAUUAUCCUAUGAGUCUGCUUUAAAAAUCCUGAUUUUUUUGUGCUGUGUAAACAGCAGAUAGUAAAAACACCUCACUCAACAAGACAGUCGAUGAAUCGGUUGGAGUGGGAACUCACCCUGAUCUUGAUCUGACUUCUGCACCUUCAAAAAAGAAAGCACCAACUAUCAUCAGCACAAGAAGUACUGGGAAGGUUAGCAAAAAUGUACAAAAGUGUUUCUGUGGGCGGGUGUUGCUAAGUUGUUGAUAUCUCUGGUUACACUCGGUCUUUGUGUCACAAAAAAAAGACUUUUACCUCAACGAGUCAGGAGCUUCUUCUUUCUAUUCCGCAAUAUUCGCCGUGAGCUGAACUCCCCAAGUGGUGCCUGUACAAAGAGACAGAGAGAGUAGAGAUGGAAGGAAGAGGGUGGUGUGGGUGGGAAAAAGGAGUCCGACAGAGCAUCAUAAAGGAUAAGACAAAAGGGAAGAAGAAAAGAAUCAGAGAAGGAAAAAAGCAGAGGAGAAGGAAGGCAAUGUGCUGUUGCAGUUCUUCACUCCAAAAAGUAAAUUUCCUUGAAGAUCAUGUAACUCACAGGACAAACCUCAUUUAGUUUUAUCUUGAAAGAUAUGAGACAGUAGGUCCUUCAGCAACACUGAUUGAUUGAUCUUAUUCCCUAAAACACCUCAACAGGAAUAUGACGGGCUUAUGGUCAGGGGUGUAUCCGAAGGACUGUGCCACCAGCAGCUAGUUGAAACCAAACAGCAACCUGGAGUCUCAGGAAAUGAAGUCACUCUGUUAUGAUGUUUACAUGCAGAGUUCAGUCAGGCUGCAGUUAAAGCUCGAUUGGAGGGAUUUCGCUGGACUACUUUCCUCGUCCCAGUUUACAAGCACUGGACAAGAAUCAAAUUUUGGACAGCAGCAUGUCCAUCUUGGCUACAGUAGGUGCCGACAUGCCCCCUUUAGACAAACAACCAUCAGCAUGGGUUUGCAAGAACAUUGUCACUUUUACAGCUCUGUGCCUUUUGUUUGUUCUGUUUCUCUUUUUAAUUUUCAUCUAUGAAGGUUUUUUUUUUAGUACUGCAGUAAAGUGACUCCUAACUACAGCAGGUACAAAGUGCAGGAGGAGGUCAGGUAACAUGUUAUAUAGGGCUGCAGCUAUCGAAUAUGUUAGUAAUCUAGAAUUCUACCCAAUAUUCCAUCGAUUAAUCGGGUAAAACAUAAUAUAUUUUAAGUUAAAGUGCAAUUAUCCCAGAACAUUUGUGGAACAAGCGUGUGCGUUAGAGGAUUGCAAUGCUCGUAAGAAAGCUAAUUAUGAUAUUAACUUUUAUCGUGUCCCAAAAGUCAUUAGUGUCCAGGAUGAAUAGCUCCUAUGUUACCUGUUACUUCUACUACACCGGCAAUGUUAGGCUCAUGUUAGCUACUGAAGAAAAGCUCCUCUCAUCAUUAAUUUUCUGCUCCGUGAAACCAAAACCACGCUUUUACCUCCCUUCUACCGCGGUGAUGUAAGCACAUUGUGUCACUUUAAAAAUAAUUAGUGUAAAACCGUGACGAUUUGCGUUCAUAAACCAGUACUAAAGGCAGAGAAAAUUCCUUGAUCAUUUUUUUGUAAUAGAGGUACUAGCAGAAUUGUUUCAGCCCUAAUUUCAUAUAUUCAGAGACAGUCUGCUUCAGGAGGCUGUAAGGGUGGAUAGGAGGGUCAGUCAAACACAGGGACAUUGAACCAGGAAAAACAGAGGUUGGUACGAUUCAAAAGGUUAACUGUGACGGUUUCAUCACUUGAGCUCCUCACUGUAAAUGUGUUGCUUAUAGUGGGUGAUUAUUCACUUUCUGGUCUUCUGCAAGGUGCAGUUGGCUCUGCCUGAAGUUUUGUAAUGAUGGUGAUAAUGUCAGAUAAUGGCCUGUUUAAUGGUCUGAUAAUAUCCUAAGUGGGUGCUUUCACUUCGGCUGGAUCAAUCUAUUCUCUCAUCAGCAGAACCACAUAUACUAUACAUCUACACCACCAAAAUGGAGGAACACCAUCAGAUUGAAAACUCAGGUCACAGAGAGGAAAACAAGAGUUCAGUCCAGUUUCACACAGCAACUAAAAAUCAUACUGAACUCAAGCUCAAGUUAUUGAUCCGUGAGCACUGUUGCUCAGUGAAAGGGGGCAGCAGCAGUCCUUUUGAAGGUUUUAUGUCUGUGACGUUAUACACUUGGAUGUUGGGCAUCAGUUCUGUGUCUGAAUACAUUUGAACAGGAACAAAAUGAUCUAGUGUUAAUGGUGGAGAUAAUCAACAGGUAACUUUUCCCUAAUUAUUGUGGAACUAGCUGCUGCUUGGGUUGUUCCAGAGGGCAGCUGUGGCUCAUUUGCAAAGUCAAAUGUUUCUCAGCGGUUUCGGGGUUUGGGGUGCUGGACUGUCCACGUAACCCAAAACUGCCCCUGAUGGCUGCACCUGCAUUAAUAAAUGAAACACUCACACUGAUGAUCGUGAAACCUCUUUGAAAAAUCUAUCAAGCUGAGAAAGUUCUUUAAAUUAAAGGUGAGCCAUGUAGCUGCGACCAAGAUGUGGGAAGAUGAGGGAAAACAUGAAGGGUAUUUUUACAAGUGACAGAGAGAUCAAGGAAUGACUAUAUGAUGUGUGCAUGCACCAGAACAACGCCCUGAAAGUUUAGACCCCUAAGUUUAGAAAACUCAGCAGACAGGCUUUUACUUCAUUCGUGUGGCACAGCAGGACACAGGAACAUAGACAGUAGAUUUACAUGUGGGAUAAUGUGGUUCAUGAAUAUAGACAAGUCAGCACUCUGUUGGUCCGUUGAACCACACACCCUGAUGUUUGAGUUCUGAGACUGUAGCGUGAGACGGCAGUCAAAAGUUUGAUAUGAGCUUGGAUGGAGUUUAUGGUAAAGCUUCUCUAAACGGAUCUUUUAGUCAUUUAAACCUAUGAACUAAAGGUCAGUCUUCACUCAACAUGAUUAGCUGCUCACUUGUUGAUUUCGACUUUGUCCUUUGUUUAUAUAAGUAAUCCGUGUAUUUAGCCCAACCAGGAACUGGAUCCAAAAUGGAAUCAGGAACCAGCAGGUCCCUGAACUAAACCCUUACUUAAAGAUCUCUGUCACUGUGAAUUAAAGUCAAAUCGAGUUUACAUGGGGCUCAAAGCUGCUGCCAGAUUUUCAGAGAGUCAGUACUAAUAUCUUAGCAUUUCAUCCACUGGGCAGUAACUGUAGUUUACGGCAAGCUAACUAGCUUUAGAGCCUUGACCUCCCUGGUUGAAUGCCUGCUGAGCGCAGCAGACUGUUACUGUUUUACAGCAGCGUCUGGGUUGGUCUGUAGCCCAAAGGACUGGAGUUUUACUUCUUUUUGGUGAGACACAAGCUGCUCUCCACAUUUAACUAUCCUUCCCUCUGUUUGAACCCCUUCAGUCCUCCGUCUACCCCCGCCGCCCGGGGUCUAUUUAUACCUCUGUCCCUCCCUCAGCAAGCCUAAAACAUCCUGGCCAUCUCCUAAACACCAGCACCACUUUAACAGAGAAUCCCUGCUCCCCCUGCACCUCGCCUGCCUGCUUCUUCUUCUUCUUCUUCUGCAGCUUCUUUUUCUUUUUUUCAGCCUCCUCUGUGUCGGCAGCUGUUGCUCAGCACCGCACCGAAGUUCAGCCUGCGGUCAUGGCCAAGAAUUCAGCAGAAAAAAAGUUUUUGAUGGGACUUUUUUUUCUUUCCCUGGCACAUACUGCCCUUUAUCUUGGAUUUUCUCCUCAUUUGGAGAAAACUAGUUUACCCCCUUUUACAGUGACAUGACUCUCCUCUCUGUCGCUCACUAUUCUGAUUUCCUGUCUCACUUUAACUGUUUUUAUCUUUCUUUCUGGUCGCUCUUUCUGGUCUCUCUUUCUCUUUCCUCCUCUUUUCUGUUUCUGUCUCUUGCUUCUGUUUAAUCCUGCCUGCAAGGCAUUGCUACAUGGUUGUUAAGCAUCUCAGCCCAAAGGGGGAAAAGAGCGAGGAAGGGGAGGAGGAAGGAGGCGCUAGUCAUCUGGUGAAGCCUAUUGAGCAACUUAAGCGUGGUUGUUUUGCUCUGUUGGCUUGGCACAAUGAGACCGCAUGUGGAAGACAUGUUUACACCCCUUCAUCUGAGCGUCGGAGGGAGUGGGAGAGAAGGAAAAAGUGGGAGGGAAGGUGGGAGACAGAAGGGAGGUGGGAUAAGAGAGGAAAUGAUGACAAAAGUGCAUACAGUGAAGUGAAAGAGAAGAGGAGGGAUAGAGAGGAGGCUGAAAUAAGAGGAGAGCAAUAAAUUCUGAGAGAAAAAGGAUGGAAGGAUUAAAAAUUACCAGUGAAUAAGUAGAGAGGGUGGAAGAGAUUGAGAGGAGUGUGACAAAAAGAGUGGGAGAGAGAGACACAAAUGAAACCGACUAAAAUAGAGGGACAGUCCAUCUCUGUGGAGAGACAGUGAGUCAUAGCAGAGAAAAAAAAUGCCACACAAGCAUAUGCUGCUGUGGAGGAGCCAUCUUUUUCCAAGAUGGAAACCAGUUAUGAUUUGUGGUCAGAGAUUUAAAAAAAAAAAAGCAGAGCAGAUAAAACCGAAUUAUUACAAACAGACGGGGUGUAAUUACACACCGAGGAGGAGGAGGAGGAGGAGAAGGAGGCUGUUUGUCAUGGAGCGCUCUCUUUGCUCAUUCCUUCAUAAUGCAGAUUAUACUUGGGAAAACUAGUCCUAUUGGAGGAACUGGGAAGUUGGGUACAGGGACAUCCUUUGUAAUUCUUUAGUCUGGAAGCUUCAGUCACAGGUUACCUGGAAUCAUUAGAUCUUGCUAAUAUACAAUUCCAGGGUGGGAUUAGACUGAGAAAUGAGAAAAAAGUCCUCAAUAAGGACUAUUACCAAGUCCUACAGUCAUUACCUGUGUUUGAACUCUAGGGCCUGGACCCUGUUUCAAAGUAUGUGCUUGUAUUCUGUUUGAAUUAGCGACUUAAACACUGAGUUUCUAAGGGUCUGGGGGUUGAGUGGUCAGUUUUUCAGAAGAGAUAUUCCAACUGUGGACUCAAGUUUGAUACCACUCAGUCAAGAUUACAACCGUUGCAUCACACCAGAUGUUCCCGUUUAAAGGGUGACCCUGUUAGCUGGUGUCUUUUAGCUAUGAGUGUCAAUGGUUGUCAUGGUUACAAGAGGUGUUGAAACACAGAAAGAUUCCAUGCAAAUACAUCCCAGUUCAUCAUUUCACUGUGAUGUCUUACUAUAAGUCUUGACAGAUAUUGAUUUAAUAAAAACUUGAAUGCUUUCAACUGGAAGUCCUCAACUAACAUGGUCACCAUCCACACCAAAACACCAGCAGGGGCAGUAUGCUGUUAGGACCUGCUUUUCUGGCAAGUUGUUCUAUGACCCAGAUCUUAUUGGUACUCGUGCUUUCGUUUGUGGCCCAGGAGAGUCUUAUAUCCCUGCCUACAAGACCAAAGCUAACAGGUCUCAUAAUCCCCAAGUGACUUGCAUGCUUAAUUUCUCGUUUGUGUGCACACUGGGUUAUUUUCCACCAGAUUAUUUGACCACUUGCUAUUGUUUUCUGUUCAUCCCCCUGAUUUAGAAGUAGUUCACCCUUUGCUGAAAUCAUUUUUUGUUGUUGUUGUUGUUACUUCUGUAAUUUAGCAUUAAUGUUAAACUGCAUGGACUUGCUCUCAUGUCUGGCUGUGUUUACCCCAGCUGCUUUGGGUAGAGAGGAAUAUAGCAGCCCUGCAGCAGCAGUAGCAGGAGGUGAUGCAGUGUUGUUUUAAGUUUGAUCAGUCAAAGGUUCUGCAUUUCAACUUGAUGCUCAGUGUUCAUGUGUUUGGUCAUGGAGACCGUGUUCCCUCAUGCUAAAACUUACUUGUUAGCAUAAAUUGCAUUUGUCUCUGGCUUUGGCUAAAUGGAGCCACACUUUGGACCUCCUCACAUGUCCAGACUAGAUAGGUUCAAAGGUUAUUGGUUUCCAGGUUUUGUUGUCUGAUCCAUGUCCAGGCAGAACUCUCUAUUAACAUACAGCUCUGAAUGCACUCAAUAUACUGAAGAUGGGUGAAAACACCAUAACCAGUCAGAGCUCAGUGUGUCUGUGUAACCUCAGCAGACCCAGCAGCUCCACUUUGGAUGUGUCACAUGUCUCCCAGAGCUUCCUGUCUUCCACCCACAGAACCCCCUGCUGUCCCUGUUUAGUUGAUCACAACUGCCACCGAGAGUUUGCAGCACAUAUGCAGCCUGCAUCCCACGUCUGAGGGGUGUCUGCUACACCUACUGAUGUUGAGAACCUACUUUAGAGUUUGGUGGUUGAAAUCCCCUCUCCUGUGGGGGUGAGACAGGGGGUUAGGAUAGGAUGAGGGGGCUGGUUUAUCAAAUGAAAAUGUGCCAGGAAGCAUGCAGAGAGGCAGGCAGACAGACAGACAGACAGACAGACAGACAGUCAGACCCCCUUGUUUCUUUUCCUCCUCCUCCCCUCUCUCAUCUGCUCUGUUUUGUUCUCUUUUCCACCGCUCUGCUGUUUUGUUGUUCAGUCUCAGAGAUGAGACACGCUUUGUUGUUUGUCUGCCUUUAACAUCUGUCUGCCUUAACCACAUUCUCCCUACACCUUUAUCUCUUCUUCUGCUGACUGUCUUCCCCUCGUCUGUCCUUCUCCCUGCUCUUAUCUUUGUUCCUCUAUCCCCUCCAUGUCCAAACCUGGGUUUUAUUAUCCCCCCUCUCUCCUGCUUUCUCUUGGUCCCUCUGUGUCGCUCUGGCAGCUAUGUCUACUUAUUUCUUUCUUCUCCAUUUUUCCUUCUUGUUCUCUUCUGCCAGACCUCAGCAUGAUUGUACCUUUUCGCCCUUAGCAGUAGCCGACCUGUGAAGUUGACCUGCAGAAAAAUGAACACGGCAGAAUAAUUUUCAUAACCCCCCUGCUAAGCUGACAAAGAUCAAUGUGUCUGGAUGGCUGGCUGAGUUGUCUCUGGCUGAUUGGAGUCAGCAGAGUCAGAUGUUGUGUGUGCAUUUGCAGACUCCAUUAAUGACGGCCUUUUUAUACUUCUGUGGGUUUUGUUUUCUGGCUGUUUAGUCUUAAAACCUGCAGAGUUAUUAAGGAGCACCUAGUAGGUUAUCAAGUGCUGACUUCAUCAAAUCUUUGAUUGGUGCUAUUUCAUUAGUCUCCCCUGAAACCUCUCAAUCCAGCAACAAAGACUUAAGGGCUUCUGUCUAAAAGAUGCAUGAUCUAAAUUGUCAGAACUUCAGAGCUGUUUUUUGAGAUGUAAACAGUUGAGCAGAGCAGGAGAGAGGGCAGGGCAGGCUGGAAACAUCCCCCUAAAGUGAGCCUCUCAGCCUCGCUGUUUUUAGCACAGGUAUAAUUAGAAAUUGCAAUACCACAAAGCCAUUGAUUUUGUAUUUUACAGCAUUGAAGAUUACCAAUGUUAGGGAGAGUUAACAGAUCUGCACUUGAGUUUUUAACCAUGAGGAAAUGACAGAGAUCACAAGCAGCUGUGAUCUAGCAACACAGAGAUGAAGAAGUAAACAGAGCAGCGAAACUGAGACACAGGGAGUUAUCACAUGAUAGUUUCAUAGCCAUCAUGCUUUUAAGAUGUCAAAACCACAUCCACAUCUAUUCACAAACAUGGAUGAAGGUGUUGGAUUGUGUUUGUUUGCGGAUGACAUUGUGUUUUUUCUGUCUGCUGCUCUCUCCUCUAACAGCCUCUGCACUGUCAACUCUCCUCAUUUAUCGUUUGGCAAAUACUGAAGUCUGUUACUUUUACCAUCUAAUAAUGACACACUGGAGCCUGGCAAGUGAUAGAAUCAGCCAGAGAAUAAGAGAAUAUAGAUAGACAAACUUCCUCAUUUGUUGUUGCUUUACCUUGCAUAACUAUCAGCAGGAUGAUAAAUGUCAGCCUGUGGUCAGUGACUGUGUCCGGGCCGGCAGUGAAAGAAGGUCAGAAAAUUAACAAAAUCAACAAUAUUAGUGUCAAAACUGAUACCAUUUUUUACAAGUGGUAAAUUCAAAUUGAAGAUUCAGGUUUUUGAUGACCCUUUUUGCACUUUUUCGUACAGAUGUGCCGAUAAGAUGAAUCUAUAUGGGAUGGUAAAAGUUUUUCUUCUGUCUAAACAUCUGUCUUGGAUGCAGCAGGGUAGGAGUUGUGGUGAACUUGAACCAAAUAGAAGACUAGGCGAUGAUUAGAUGAUAUAAAUGUAGAUGAUACGAUUGAUCGCUGCUUUGGUCGAGUGGCUGCACCGCUAGUUGUGGCUAAACUGCUAAUGCUACUUGUUCCGUCAGCAGUGGCAGGCUGUACAGACUCUGCUUGCAUUUUCAUGCUCGCAGCAUAUUCACUUGGGAAGUACUUCUUCAAAUGAUUAAACAGAUCUGUUGUGUUGCCGGUUUGUGGGGGCACCAACAACCGACAUACCUUGCACAUUGGCGUAAUUGCUCGACAUCACUUUGGAGAUACCUGAACCACCACACAACCGAUGUUGAAUAAUUUUUCUUGUCAACAAUAACAACUUCGGAGGAUGACUCAAAGUCAUGGCUCACAUCUAUUUUGCUGCCCUCAGCUCUGCAUUUAGCUCCACGUUCGCUCAUUCUGUUUACUUCUCCAGCAACUUACAGAAGUGAGCAGGAAAAGCUCGAUUCUGAUUGGCUGUUGUCACGCACAUUUCCGCUAUGUUUGAUUGAGUCAAUAUGCUCACAGCUGAUCACCGUGAUCGAACUGAAAUUUAUCACCAUCUUUAAUCACGAUCAUGUAAUUGCCCAGUCCUACAUGAAAUUCUCCUUGUACCUUUGUGACAUGAACUCUCAACACUUCAGACUAACCUGAUCCAAUUUGCAGUUACAUUCAGCUCUGAACACAGAGUGAAAAAACAUACAGUCAUAGUUUUUAUACGUUUUAUUAGACAACAUUAAAGGCUAGAUUGUCAUCUUCAUUUUGUUAAUUAUAUUUCACUGGACAUACAUCCCACUGCAACAGUUGGUAUAAAUGGAGAAUAUUGUGUUAAUAUCUGCCACACACACGUGUCCGCCUGUUGGUCUUUGUUUGUCAGUCUGCCCUCAGGGUUGUGUGUCUGCCUGUGUGUGUCCUGCUGCCUCCUUUUAACGCUGUCACAACAGCCCACCGCUGCGUGUCUUUCUCCUCAGACCAUUUGUGAUGAAAGCGACGAUGACUCUGUGUCUGUUUGCGAUGAGGCUAACAAAGCUCGUCGUUGUCAGUCACUGUCAAAGCAGAGCUUCCAGGUUGAAUCACAUCAGCACACACCCCUCAUAACCUCCUAAUCUGCUUCAGGUUUUUACGGUCUGUCAGAUACAACACUGUCUGGUGCCCCCCCGUCGACCCCACACCCUCCCUCCCUGCAGUCUGUCAUCACAGCGUUUUAUAUCAUUUAUUGCCUUAAUCCUUUUCCUUAAUGUAAUUCUGCUGGAGCUCCUGUUGCUGUUGAUUCAGACUGGCAGCCUUCACUUCUAUUUUUCAGGCACUUGUGAGAAGCACACUCAGAAACAGAAGAACAGACUUUCUAUUGUACAUUAGGAUAGUUGCUGUAAUUAUCCUCAUCAUCAACAACGAGACAAGCAAAGCUCUUAAGUGGACAGCUACUACUCCUUUUUCUCUUUCGGCAGGUCCCUCUGCUAAAGUGCUAAAGGAUUCUUCAUUUUCUUCAAGUACAACGGCCUCUUUAAAAAUCUGCCAGACACAAACAGUCGCACAAAACCUGCGCUGAAACGGUCCACCAAAUGUUCAUGGAUUAGAGGAGUCCAAAAGUUAAUCAGUGAGAAGGUGCAGCUGCAGCUUGUCUGCUGUCUGUUAGCCAGAGCUACAGGUGGUUCAGUCCUUUUCAGGUUAAAGGUAAGACACGCAUGGGAUGUAGUUUUUUAAUUACCCAGUAUGAGGACAAACAGUCCAGACAGACACAAUGAAAGCUAAUCAGGGAUGUUCUGAUCAGCAUCUUGGCCCCUGAUCCCCAUCCAGUAUGAAAACAUACUGAUAUAAGCACGAGAAAGCAAACCACCGGACGUUGAUUGACGCGAACGUUCAAAAUGGUAAAAACAAGGGAGAUGUUCUGAGACAGGCUGUCACCUUUGAAUUUGGGGUGCUCUGAAAACCCCCCCAUUAGCACUUGGUACAUUCCUCCUGAUGAAAUUAACCAUAGACUGUAAAUUGAUGAAGAAAAAAAUUGAGUCAACCACUCAGAGUUUUGGUCAUCGACCAAUAAGUUGACCAGUCCACUAGGACUUUACAGCCCUAAUUUAAAAAAAAUUAUAACUCAAGUAUGCUGUCCACAUGUUUCCAUCUAUUUCCAUUGAACUCAGUCUAGAGUGCAUUGUUGUAAAACUAGCAAAUAAACAGUUUUAUUUGUCCGGCUGAGCAGCAGUGACAUUCUUGUGUGUAUUACUGCAUCACUUUGAAGUGGAGGAAUCAAUUAGUGUGCAGAGAGGCUCAGCAAUGACAUGGGACAACCCGAGCUCUGACUGUCUGCUGUAAAACUAAUAUAGGUCACAUUCACUCCAGCUGUUGCAAACUCUGAUGCAUUUCUCAGUCAUGUCUGAAAUGUAGUCAAAACAGCAGGACACAGCGGAGACUCAGAACCUGCAUCCUUAACCUCAGAGGGUCUCCUUGAGGGUGGAGUUUGUUGCUUUGGCGCAGCUGCCGUCUCUCCUGAUGAUUUUGCGUUCACUUUUUAGAUGUUUCAUCACAUCCAUAGUGUUGGAUAUUUUAGCUGUCCAGUUACUAAAAUGCUUAUGUAAUAGACUGACCUGUAUUUGUUCUAUAGUUGUGUUUUUUUAACCUGUAAGUUUGGGCUCUGCUGCAAACUGUGCUGAAAGUGGUGAGUCCUGAUCCAUAAAAAAAUGCCCCCAUCAGCUCUUUUCUGAAAGUUGAGAUAAAGACUUGGAAAUGUAGUUUUUGGGUUAGCUGCAGAUGAGCUGCUGCAGACUAAGAAGUGGAGGGGUUCAGUGACACUACAUGCUGAAUCAAACGCAUAAAUCUGGACUCCUCUCCUUUAUAGCUGUCCCCACAGAGUCUGAACUGAAGCAUUCUCACUUUUUUCAUUAGCACCAUAAUCAUGAUGCAUACAUUUAUUAAAUGUAUGGAGCUCAUCACAGUGGUGUUAUUUCUCUGUAAUGUGACACACAAACAUUCACAUGCACAGACACACACUCAGACGACCGUGGUCUAACCCUGUUAAUGUUUCCCCCACACCCAUUCACACACUGGCCAGCCAGCGCUGACACGCGCAGACAUGCAGACACUUUAACCCUGACAUUAGUCUGACCCCUCAGUCUGGCUUCAUGGGAAGGGGGGAGGGGGGUCUAGACACUGCUUGUCUGGGUCCGAUAAUGUACACACACCUGAGCGGCUGUGGGGGAGUGUGUGUGUGUGUGUGUAGUGACAUGUUGAGCAAGUGUGCAUCAGCCACCUCCCUAACUGAAUGAAUAGUUUAACACCGCUCCCCUCUCUGCUUAACUGCUGUUCAUGAAUAUUACAGCAUUAGAAUAUUGAUAAUAUUAGAUUUUAUUGUAAUAUUCAUGAAAUGUUAUCACAGAGCCCGGCGUUUUUCCUGUCUUUGGUCAUGUUAUAUUCAUGCAGAUGGAGAUGAUAUAGCUACAGAAGUCCUUUUCAGGAGUCUAAGAGGGGAUUUAUUGCCUGCUCAGCAUCUGAUCUCAUCGUGGUAGCCCACCUCAGCAAUCAUUAAACUCAUCUUUGUGUGGAGAAAAUUGUUAAAAAAAAGCAGAUGUGGCUCAAAUGCAUCUACUGUCGAGUCAGGGGAUAUGUGAAAUGCAUGUGAUAGACACAACAAGAGUGUGAUGACUCGUCUGAUUCGAUGAAAUAUGUCAGCGGCAAGCGUGACUGUCACUGAGCCCUGCGGCUGCAACGAAUCACUAAACUCAAGGUUCAGAUCUCAUCUGGGUUUGGAGUCACGGAUCAGUUACUUUUGCAUAUCAGCAAAAAAGUGGCAAAUAAAACCUUCCAUGGUACAACAGAGCGUCACAAUAGAGGCAGCUACAAUUGAUGUAUGGCUCCGCCGUGACACCAAGCCUGUGCACUGCAACAGCUUUCCAGUCUUAUAGUGUUUAACAGGAAGCAAAGUGCAACUGUAAUGUUGAGGAGGGUUUAUAAUCAGCUUUGUUAUCUUAUCCUGGAGGUCCACGUGCUGUUUGACAGUCGUUCUAACAUGCAUAUCUAACACCAGAUCUGUAGCUGAAUCUCACCGAUCACUGCGAAAUGCAGUACACAAAUAAAAACAGGCGAAAAGACAGUGAAAGCAGAGACUGAUAGAUGUCUUUCAUAAAAGGUUCACAAUGACACUUAGAUGACAGUGUAAUGAUGCUAUCAUGGCUUUUGAUAAUGCUGUUAACUUAACAGACAACUGCAGUGCUGUUGCUGUUGUCUGCCGAGAGAUUACACUCCAAUGGUGAUGAAGCACAAUCCUGUUUUCAGUUGUAUUCAUACUGUUUCAUAAUUCUGAUGUGCCACUUAGGUAGACUUCACCCAGUCCAAAAGCAAUAAAACUGAGUUCACAUUUUAGUGGUCAAUUUUUUCCAUCAGGACACACAUGUUUGAUAAAAGCUCACAGUGCAGUCCCACUCGCCAAACAAAAAAGAUAAAACUGUCUUCUAACUAAACUUUUACACACCAGCACUAAGGUCAGUGCCACAAAACUUGAUACCGGAGUUAAAGUACCAGUCAGACUCAGUCCUGAAAAGAUUUGACAAUGUCUACACGGUCUAUAUACUGUAGUUGGAUUUCUUAUAUGCACAAACAUUGAGUCCACCUGCAGGCUUAGUCCUCAACAUUUUGAAGACGACCCAGUCACGUUUUUGUGUUUAUCCAGGAGAGGGCACUUUUAUGUUUGCAGAAUCUACCGGGAAGUGCGUUUGUUCUGACCCUAAAGAGACACCAUAUAAGAGGCGGCAAGUAAUAUUAGCUAGUAGCUUCUUGCUGUUAAGCUGUAAAACCAUUGAUAAGCAUAUAUAUAAGAGCCCCCCAAGUCCUGCUUCAGCUCCUGUUCUGAAAGGCUUGUCAUGUUAGGUGAGAUUCAUUCUGGGUCUGAUUUGAUAUGCUGCCGAUAUCAUAAAAUUACAAUACAAUUCAUCAGCUAGCCCGCUAGCGUCUAUGCUCGCUUAGUCUUUUUCUCUCAGGUUUUGAUAAGUCAGUGGUUCUGUUUACCAGCAAAGGGGUAUUCUUUCUUCAGAUAUCUUGCUUUUGUGGUUGGUGGACACGUUGAGGCAGAGGCAUUGCUUCUCUUUCCUGCAGUGGAGGCAAAAAAGUACAAAAAUGUUGUUAUACAGUGAGACAGAAAGAGAAAACAUAGAUAAUUAUCGAAAUGAAAAACCAAUUAUCAGGUUCACACAUUUACUGGCAGAGCUAUCUUUCUCUUUGCAUGCUGAUUCUCUGCUUUCGAUUGCUUGGCCUCACUGUAAGCUUUAUUACAGCCUGACUCACAAUUUUUCCCUUCUGUGCUUGUGGCCUGAGCAGACUCUGAGGUGCAGAUGUCAGAGAGCUGACCCGUGACUUUGUAAGAACACUGUUAUUAAAAUAAAAAUGUUUGCCAAAACCGUAUAAAUAUGACCAAAGUUGUUUAAACCCAGAUUUGUACUCAGAGGUCACCUAUUAUUCGUACUUUCCCAUCAUGUUUUGCUGCUUUUUUUUCCUGUUUUUCAAAUGAGAAAUAUUCAGAAAGUGCAGCAGAAUGUUUUCUGUCCCAAUGCACAAGUUAGAAAUAGCCAGGGUUGUAACAGUCCUGCUUUUUAAUCUCAUUUUGUCUCAGUGGUGGAGCACAGACAGCCUGUUUGAGUCCUCCUGUGCUGUGUGCGUGCGUGCGUGCGUGUGUGUGUGAUAAAGAGAGAGAGAGAGAGAGAGAGAGAGAGAGCGAGAGAGAGAAUAAGAAGGGAUAGAUGGAUAGAGAGGGAGAGAGAGAGCAGUGGGAGAGUGGAGGAAAGAGACAAAGCUGUAAUUGUUUGUUCUCUUGUUGCCCUCAGUCCCUAUAGCAUGUCUGGCACCUUCCUCUAGCUCUGCGUCUCCCUCCAUCGCUGACAUACUCCUAACGUCCUCCUUUUCUCUACUUUCCUCCCCUUGUAUGUCUCCUCUUCCCUUCUUUUUCCUCUGUCCUUUAGCUUACUAUCUCUACCUCCUUCCUAACUCCAAGAUACCUAUCCUAAACACAGACACUCAUACACACAUUAAACACACAAGUACACACACAAACAGGACCCUCUCCUCGGGGUUAAGCAGCACUAAACUAGUUCAUUUAUUUCCAUGGAGAGACUGAGUGUAGCAGAGGAGUGGAGGCUGUAACUAGGCUGAUAUCUACUACAUGCUGUGUCACAUUAACAUACACACACAUGCACACACAAACACACGUACACACAAAAACACACACGCACACUGUGGUUAAAAGAGACUGUUGCUGCCAGGCUGAUACCAGACGUCUAGACGUUACAGUGCACGUCUCCCAGGGGAGGGAGAAGGCAGAGUGAGCUGUGUGUGUGUGUGUGUGUGUGUGUGUGUGUGUGUGUGUGUGUGUGUGUGCAUCUCCGUUUCCCCUUACUCUUUCUGUCCCUUUCUUACUGAACUCUCUGUCCAGUGCCAGUCGUUUUGCGUGAGUGUGUUCACGUGCAUUCACUCCUCUCCCUCCUUGUCUCAUUUUAUCAUUCUCUGUGGCACUGCAUGUGUGUGUGUGUUCCAGCGUGCAUGUGUGUUUGUGUGUGUGUGUGUGUGUGUGUGUGUGUGUGUGUGUGUUUGCUUGCCAGGCAGGUCGCUGCCAUGGCGCCCCAGCAGCUCUGGGCCUUGUUGAUCACGGCACCGUGCCCAAGGGUUGCCAUGGCAACGGCAGUGGCAGCAGACAGGGCUGUGUGCGUCCGUGUGUGUCGAAGGAGGACUGUGUGUGUGUGUGUGUUUGUGUGGGCCCGGUGUGGUGGGCAGCAGGCUGUGAACUCAGCAGGCCCCUAGCUGGGCUGGAGCGCUCUGGGCAGCAGGAGAGGGACCAGAAAGUUGGAGCAAAGAAAAUGUUGGUCAGUCUGUCCCUCUUUCUCGUCUGAGCACAGGUUUAAAGUGGCAGCAGACUCUCUGCAGAUGUGCACUGUUUUCUGCAUCAAAUGUUUAGGACAGAAAUGUUUCAUAAGGGUACAAGUUGUGCAACAUACUGAAUACAUCUGUUAAAGGCCCAAACGGCUCCGAUCAUUGGUCUGUUGGUCUGCUUGCAGCCAAUAUUCAGUCAUUCAAUUAAUGCAACACCAAGAAACUGCUGCUGAGUCUGCUUAGUGCAGAUGCAGAGAGCAGGAGCAGUAGACUUAAAGGUUAUUUCAGCAAAAAUGUUCAUUCAUCAUAGUUGUAGUAGCUAAACCUAAACUAGCCACUGAGGGGCUAGUUAGCAAUGAGGUGGGUUCAUCCUUGCUCCUGUGGAUCUUAUGAAAAUAAAUAUUCCAGUAUCUUUAUUCUUGGAAGAUUUAUUUGUCCUCUGUUAAUUUUGAAUACAUUAAGCAACACUGACUAUAAACUUCCAUUGACAGAUUUAUAAUUCACCUGACUCUGUAGAACCACUCAGCAGAUAAAAAUAUGUGUGCCAUUCUCCAGCUGAUGUCUUAGUUAAUGUCACCACCCACAAAGUGCAUCUGCCGAACCCGGUAUUGACACCUACUGGAAAAGUUAUGCCUCACACUUUUUGAACUUCUGAUGCAACUCUUCCGAAAACAGAUGUUAUGUUUUUCAAACAAGCUCAAAAAGAUCUCAUUUAACCUGCUCGAUUCAGGUCUGAGUAUAAUAGUCACACUUUCACAUCUUAAGAUGCAGUGGAAAGGAAGUUUAAGAUAGCCACUUGCAUUAUGCAGAUUGACUGGUGCCUGUUUUAAGCUUACACAACUUAUACAGUAGCGUACUCCAUACAUACCUGUGCUGAGACCUAUGUACACAGCAGGGGUAGGAAUCGCUAGUGACCCCACGAUACAACAUCAUCACGAUACUUGAGCGACAAUUCAAUAUUGUGGGGUUUAAAACAUUUUGCGAUACAGUGAGUAUUGCGAUACAAUAUAUUGCAAUUUGUACUUUUUUUUUUCAUCUGCUUAGCUGAUAUAGCAUUUGUCUUUCCCUAAUGUUUGUCUCAUUGAUGCAAUUUUAUUUUCAUGUAUCACUUCUUGCAAACCUCAUAUGUGAGGUCCAUCUCAUCUGUGCCCUGCUUAAAUUCCUAAUGUCUGUCCCCAGGUGGUAACAUUCUCCUGUUCUAUAAUGUCACCUCUGCCAACCUCACUGGACAAACAAUUAAUUUUAUUUUUUCCAAUAUCAUAGAAUUGAGUUAAUAUUGACAAUUAAUUGGACAAAAUCAAUACUUAGGGGAUGAUACGAUAUAUCACCGGACAAAAUAUCACAAUACUAUGCUGUAUUGAUUAUUUUCUCCCACCCCUAGUACACAGCCUGACAUACACCUCCUCAAAUGUAACUGCAUGUGAAAUGAUAUUGAGCUCUGUGAUUGGGCCACUGGGUAUCAUCGUAUUUCCUGCACAUGUCCAGUAUUGCUCCUGUUGGAGACAAACGUGGUGAACAGAAGAUAGAGAUAAGAAACUUCAGCUAACAUGCAGUCUAGUUUUGUCUUUCUAUUGCACCUUAAAUCAUUGUUACAAUAAUGAACGUUGCAUGUCUUUAUCAUCAUGCAGGCUUCCCUAGGAGAUGAUGCUAUGUAGUGUUGCCUCCGCUAGUAUUUGUCUCUUGUCUCCUAAAAUGUGAUUUUCUUGUUCCCUGGAUCCACGUGAAUGCAGCAUUGCACACAAGGGGGAGCACAGACGGAGACCCAGACCAUGCUCAGUCUUGUUAAAUGUUUUGUGCAAUCAAUCAGACUGAUGUUGGCACAAGUUCAUUAACCUGAAAUACAACUUUUCCACUGUUUCUCCCCUUCAUUAUAACAAGUAAACCUGCAGGCUGAGAGCGGCGGACUUGGGGACCAGCACAAUUACACAGCACUUACAGCGCUUCCUCUUCCAGUCAUGGUGGAAGUGCUGCAUUUCAAGUAAAGUGCACUUUUGAUUGCCAGGUGCGACAGUGGGGAUGGUAAUAUUUCUGGCAGAUGAAGCUCUUGACUGCAGUAGGAAACAGGAAAUGACUGCAGAGGAAAUAAGCCAGCCGGCGGUUUGGUCAAGUUUAUGCUGGUGUGGUGAAAUGAAAAAGCAGCUUUCCUGCUGCAAAGUUUACAUUUUUAGGGGAACCUGCAAACCCCAGAUUCAUUUCCGCUGAAGCUUUGGCUGUCCUUGCUGUCUGUUGUCUCCUGUCCUGUGCUCUCCCACACCAGGCAGUUUGCUUUUACAGACAGGUCUUCUGCUGUAGUUGCUUUAGCUCUUGGGCUCUGUGCUCCCUGCCUGCAAGAUAGGAUUCAUAACAAGAAGCUGAGAGUCUCCAGUCUGAAAGAAAAAGAAUUUUCUCUGCACGUGGGAGUAGCUCUUCAACUCUGAAUUAGCAAGCAGCUAGCAGGCCUGUUCCCUUCACGCUCAGCCUCUGCUGUCAGCAAACAUCCACUUACAGACCUGAACCAUGGAAUAGAUUCUGGUGGUUUUGGACAAAAGACAGCUCCUUUGUGCAAACUAAACCAGCCAGUCCGUGUUUUCUCACGGAAGCUUCCAAGGUCAUCCGAGCUCAAAUGUUAAGUUUAUUGAGCAAUAACAAUGUUAGAGGCCCAGCUGAGUGUGUGCAGGCUCUAUAGAUAGCCAUUAGCCUGAUUUUCAUUUCAGGGCCAAACAGGGUAAGCUUGUGUGCUCUCAUUAGUCACAGAAAUGAACUUCCCCUGAAUUAACUGUUUCUUGUCACCAGAAAUAAUGAGUGUGCCGUGGGUUUUGCACUGACAUGAACCCUUUCUCAAGAAGAGGUGUCAGUCGUUACCUCUUUGUUUUCUGGACGUGUCUGUCCAUGCAGGUUUGGUUUAGAAGUCUGGUCCCUCUCAGUUUGGUUUGGUUUGGUUCCUGCCUCCACCCCAGUGAUGAAGUGCUUGAAAUUUGGAUUUCAACGCUUGCCACAUUGAAAAAUGGCGUCUAUUUCCUGUGGCUGUGUAGAGUUAGCGUGGAUAGUUCUCUGUCAGCAGUUUUAAAGGGAAUUAUCUGUUCCUAGAAUGACUGGCAGUGAACUGUACAGACAGACACCUUAAAGAGAAGAAAGCUUUGAGGAGAAUAUGUUGAACUGUUCCUUUAAUAUUUAUGUAAUUGAUCAUUCGUCGGUGGGUGAUAUAACAGUGUGUGUUACACUUGUUUGAAUAUGUCCUCAGACUCAGCCUGUUCAAUGGAGCGGCUGCUGCUGUCUGUCUGUUUGCUGUGAGUCUGACUGCUUCUUUUCACUCAGAGGUCAGCUGAACUGUCUGACCUCUGGGUGGCCUCCCUCACUCACACACACACACACACACACACACACACACACACACACACACACACACACACACACACACACACACACACACACAAACAUGCACACAGACACAGUGACCCAAUGACAGCCCUUUGACCUGUGUGUGUGUGUGUAUGCGUGUGUGUGAGAACUGCUGUUUACCCUCUCUUUCAGAGUCUGUCUUUUUGAAUGGAUGUAGGGGACAAGCUCCUGCUGCUGCUGCUGCUGCUGUGACUGCUGUUUGUGUCUGAUAGGGUUUAGUGUCAGACCUCAGUAAAAACAGACUGCUUGUGCGUGCGUGCGUGCGUGCGUGCGUGCGUGCGUGGGUGGAGGGGGAGUAUAAUUAAGACCGUUCCUGGGGGGGUUAUAAAGCGUACAGUUAAUGAUUGUGUUUUCAAAUAGUACUCAAGCUUUUGUCAGGUGGGUCAAAGAGUAAAAUUCCUGUCUAAUUCAGGAUUAACCUGGACAUGAGACGACCUUGAUUUACACGACUCCCCCUUUGCAAUUUUAAGGAAAAUCUUUGAUUGUUAAAGAAAACAGUUUUAACUGAAAGAAUGAAAUGAAACAUACACAUUUGAUAAAACAAGAUAAGCUCAUGUGGGUAAAACUGUGUUUUUAGUGUCUUAAUGAUGAAUUUUUCAGUUAAAGGAAAUAAACUGUGUCCAUGUGUGUAAGUGAAGCACGUGAGUAUUGGCAUUGAAACAUUAAAACUGCAGUCUGUCAUAUGGAUUAAAGAUUGAUUCAUGUCAUUUUUUAACACUUAGCAUCAUAUUAGCAUUAGCCCUCACAAGGCUGAUAUCACCAUCAUGUUUUCUAAAUUUAGUAUUAACCUAUCCUAAACAUGUCACUCGCUGGGAUAAGCAUGAGUAUUUGAUUUUAAUGAAAUAAUAUGUGACUUUUUAACAUUUUUAUCGCAAUACUUAACUUGUCAUUUAAUUUCUUUGUCUGUUGAUGAUCCAUAAUGGCUGCACAGACCUCCAAAAUUCCUUUGUGGCAGUUUUUAUACUUAUAGAUCAAAUAUAUCCACUUAUGAUCAGCAACUUCGUUUCUUCUUUGUUAGUGCUAUUCAAUAUGUCAAAUGAAUCAAAAAAGGGAGAAAAAAAUUAUGUGAUAUCGGCAUUUCAGCCACCUGCUGACCUACUGUCUCAUCAUCAGUAAAACUGUGACUUGUCAACCACAUGACCUGUAUGGAUGAGAACUUAAGUGAUGUGUUUAUGCACUUGUCACUAAACCUUUCAGCCUGUGAUGGUGCUGGGUUUUUUGGCUGUCAACAAUCGUUUAUUCCUCCUGCUGCCUUUCUUUUUUUCCUGUCAUAUCAGUUGUUAGUUAAAAAAGCCUACUUUUGUGCUUCUGGUCAUAGAUGAAUUUUAGUUGUGAGUAACUCAAGUUUGGGGGAGCUGUCCCAAGCUCCAAGAUUUGAGCGACUAUAGCAAAUAACAGGAAGCCUGGUGAGAUUGAAAACUUAUGUCUUAUAUCUUUUAUCAUGUUAAUAGGUUGUUGUUUUUUUCUCCUUAUAUUAGAAUAAAAAUAUUUGGAAUAGUUUUAGGGUUACGAUGGACUGUGGAUGUUCAGUCUCUCGUGAUCUAAAUAAACUUGAUGACCUCUCUCCUCACCACAGCUGAAAAAGGAGACGGGAAAGCCAAUGCAAAUAUUUCAGCGCGCUGAAGGAAUAAAAGUGCUGCAGACGCCGGGCUGAUAUUGUUUUGACAAGUGGAUUACUGUAGUAAUAACAUCAGACUGGUGCUGGUAAUGCAGACUGCCAGCACACUCUGAUCUCUGGCCUGAGCAGGAGCAGAACACUGUGUUCUGGGUGGAUACUGUGGUGGUUCAGGAUGGGCCUUUCUCCCUCUUAUUGAAUCUCUCCUCCUCACACUUCCUUCCUCCCUGCUCAGCUCCUCCUCUGGCUUCCUUCCUCUCUGACGUGCAAAGGAGAGGCUAUUAACUGCAGCAGCUUCACUUUUAUUUUGCUUGAACUGUAAAAACAUCCCCACCCGUACUUCAGAACACAGCUUUGAGUCGGGCAUCUGGUUUGUUUGGCUUUUACAACAGCGGCAGGCAGGCAGAGUGAGUGAUAUUUAUCCGGCAGGCUUAGAGAAGGGCCUGGUUGACUUGGUUUCCCAGAGGGCUGUUCUCUGAAAGAAACCCUGCCUCAGUACCCUCCCUGUGGUGGCUGUGGUGAGUACACAGGCCUGGGCUGGUCGUGGCUAAAGCUUCUAAAGGAGACCAUCAACCUUGCAACAUAACAUCUUAGCAAUGCUCACAGACUAGGGUAGGAGUUCAGUCCCAAAAACAAAUCUGAGGCUGUGCUAUGAUCAGGAAGAGGAAGAGAAACACAGCUGUGUUGCAGGCCGAGAGAAUUUACGUUCCUGGACUAUUCUGAUCACUGCUCAUGUCAGGGAAACACCAAAUUGCUCUGUGCUGUGUUUUACUCACUUAAAAUAACUAGCUUUGCCUGUUAUAAAGAGGACGAGACCUCAGUGGACUGCAGGACUCCAGCCCAGUACUAAGACACAGACUGGUGGCAGCUCACCUCACAGCCCCCCUGGUGUCAUGUGACUUGUGACACUGAUGAUGUUCUUGUUGUUGAAACAGAAAUUUGAAUCAGUCUAGGGUCAGAUUGAAGCAAAACACAGGAUCACAAGUCUGCAGGUAAACUGUGUUAGAUUGGUUAGCUGAGUGUGGCUAACUCUGUCAGAGCUAACACCACCAGAUCAUCUUCAUCAUCAAAGUCAGGCAGCACUACCAGAUACUGUCUGUGCUUGUUUUUAUCCAGACUGUAGGGCAUUUUAGCAUUUCUACCGUCACCCCAGUUCAUGGCAUGUGGCUCUGCUACAGUUUAGGCACAAACUGUGGCCAAUAUUUCAGGGCUGCAGUGGUGAAAGUACUACAAACUUGUUACACAAGCUGCGUUUACAUAGGCACAAAUAAUUGGAAUAAAGGCCCGAUCGGAAUAGAAAGGUGUCAUGUAAACAUAUCAAUGGGGAAAAUUCUGAUCCAAUUGGGCUCAAUCUGAAAGAAAUUAUAUUCUAAACGAGAGGGGUGGUAUAAGAAUAAGAAGAACUUUAUUAAUUGCGCAAAAAAAAAAUCAAUAUGCCAAUCAUUAUUCCGAAACGUGUCAAUGUAAAUACUUAUUCAGGUCGUGACUCUCUUACCUGACUUGAUCUAACUCUUAACCCUUUGGUUUAUCUGUUGAGGCCAGUACAGGAGGUUUCAUUUUUAACACUCUGACAUAAAACACAACCGCAGGUGCCGUGUCUGCUCUUCUGCUAACAUAAGGCAUACAUGCAGCGUAAUGAUGUCACAACGCAUAGCGCAACCUUUGACAGGACAGUAAAAUAAGUGAGCAAGGACGCCAUCUAGUGACAACAUUUAACAGGGAGAAUAGCCUGAAUUGCAUGAAGUGAGCCACUACUGCGUUUGUUGACAGCACAGGCGUAAAUACAACUCUUCUUCUGCGGUUGUUUUAGCAAAAUUAGACAACUCUGCCCAUGUCCAAAUGCUUCUAAUCUAGAUAAAGCUUGGUGCAUGUAUCCGCACAUCAUGAUCGGAUUAUUUGAUCUUGCGCCCAUAUGAACGGUGGAUUCAGAUUAUCUGAUCCCGCAAAUUUUUUAACGGAUCAAGAAAUUUUGGCUCAAGACAUGUAGCAAGGGUGUCGUUACUUGAUUGAUGGACUAAAUGCAAACAUAAAAAGACUUUUCCAUUGAAAAAACACUUAAUUCCACAGUGUUUACUGUUUUUUUACUGCUGUGAGACCGCUCUGGAUGAUUUGGAUGUAAUGCUGUGAACAAAGGGUCAUUUUAAGGGUCAUUUGGAGACCGGAUCUGUGUUCAGUGGAACCAAAUUACAAAAAUGUGCAAGUAUUAAACUCAGGGUCUUCUCUUAGUGGUCUUUCCAAGCACAGACUUGCUGGCUUAUAAAUUCUGUGUUUCAUGGGAAAGAUGGGGAAAAAGAAAGCGUUUCCUUUGAUGAAAAAGUCAAAAACGCCCAGAGUGCAGGAUGAGUCAUCAACACUUUCUGGAUGUUUUCCAAGAAUGACUAACUCUUAAUAGUCAUGAAGACUGCCUAAAAUCAACGUUUUCUGCUGCUCUUAGUUAUGUAGUGACAAUCAUGAUGAAACUUAGAUGUCUACCUCUACACUGGACAAAAAGAGACAGUGAUAUAGUUUCUCCAGACAUGAAUAAAGCAGAUCUUCAAAGUUAUGUCGCUGAAAUGAAACUUCUCCUCUCCCUCAUGGCUUAUUACGCAGUUUUUUCCUACAAACUUGGUGCAAAGGCCUUUUCUUUUCUUUUCCAGAACAUUCCUGUCUUUUCCCCUAGUGCAUGGUUGAUGAUGUUACCAGACGGUCAUUUAUAGCAGUCUUUGGUUCAUGAUCUACAGUCUCAGCUCUCUCUGUUCCCUCAGUCCUUGCUGUGUCACAUUCGAUGACUCAUAUUGUGAUGAAUUGCUUAAAAACUUUAAGUCUGGUGUGAAAAAUGGGUCAGGUUCGACACUCAUUCCCCCCCUAAGAUAAGAAAUGUUGGACUGAAUGUGUCUGUUAAUUUUGUUGGAGGCCAGUGCACUGCAGUGUUGUUGUGCCUGUUGCUUUUUUAAAACUAAUGAAUUUAUGAAUGAGAUGUGUUUGAGUCACUUCUGUGGCUCGUCUACAGCUCUUCACAGCUCCUCACAGCUCCAGUCGUUGGGCUUGUCUGUCCUUGUUCCGCCUCAUACCUCUGCUCUGUGGUGGUUAAUGUUGGUAAGUUUCAGAGGCUCGGGCUUUUUUUCUUCACUGCGUUAUGUUGUCUUCCAUGUGGUUUGCGCUGAUUGGCAUUCUCCCUCCCAGUCUUACCCCCACCGGUCGCCUGUGGCUGCUGUGGUGGGGCAGAGGCAGGUUUGGGUGGGUUUAUAUUUCAACUGAGGUUCCAUAGUCACCAAGUGGAUUACUCAGCCUGAGAAACCUAGACCAGACUGCUCCCACUUCUGUGUGAUUCUUUUUUUUUUUUCUAAGAGCAAAGAUUUUCUUCAAAGCCAGAGAUAUAUGUCAAAACUAUCAGCUCAGUUUUAGCCAAUUAGGAUGUAUCAGUGAGUCAUGUGACCCAAAUGCUGUUUGGGGUUGUCAUUACUACAAAGGGUCAUGUGACAAGUUCGAGCUGCAACAUUUAGGGUGUAAAAGUGACAAGGCUGCAGACUUUUUAAAAGCUGCAGUUCUUCAAGUGUCCACCAGAGGCUGAUCUGAAAAGUCAAAAAACACCAAGGCUGUGUCCGAAAUGGAUCUCUAACCCCUAUAUAGGUGACUACAUGGGGGUUAGCACCAUUUUGAGGGAUGUCCAAAACCUCAGUGAUCAAUUCCAGUGCCCAAUACAGGUGACUCAAUAUUUCCCAUAAAGCAUUGCAAAAUGUAGUGACCAUCCGAUGGUCAGUCACCGGUGGCGGACAUCCCGUCAUGCAUUGCGUCUUGCCAUGUAGUGUCGGAAACCUCCGCUAAUUGAGUUCACUACACAGUCAACGAUAUAGUAAAAUCCCAUAUCAGGGUUAAGGGUUAGGGAUUGAGUGAUUCAUUUCAGACACAGCCCAAGAGAUUAUAUUCAGUUUGUUGUUUGGUAGCAGAAUUGCAGCCCAUAGCACUAAAAAAGUCCUGCUCAGUUCUUUAUCUGCAGAGUUGGGUUGACUUUAUAACUCCUCUGUUAUGUCUAUAUUAAUGUUAGGAGUAAUGCAUGAUAAGAGUGGAGCCUAUGUAGUUGUAGAUGAUUAAUCGGCUAACCUAUUCAUCAGUCAAUUCUAAUUUUCACUCACGAGACAAAAGUCAGCUUUUUGAAUUCAAUCAAGCACACCUGUCGCUGGUUUUGCUGGGGAUGCACCUGCAAAGGCAUAAUUUACAUAUGAAUGUAUCAAUGCCAGAGAUUCCUGCUUUUUUAAGAGUUCUCUAGGUUGUCAAAUCAGGUUUCUCAAAACCAGGAUGAAGGCCUAUCCUAGUUUGAGUGUCAGUGUUGAGUUAAUUGUAAAGAGUAGAUGCUGUUUGAUGCUGGUGAAGCUGUUUUAUGAUGAAACAUGUUUUAAACAAUGCUGCAUCAUUUAGAAAUGGUGUGAUUUUGCAUUAUGUCUCACAGAGUUUAAAUCAAAUUUAAAAGUUCAUUAAGUUCAUGAUCAUUCAAAAGACAGUCUUGGUAGAGCUGUUUUGGUGCUAAACUUCCAUCUUUGUUCUGAACCAAAUAUUCAUUCACCCCUGAUAAGGUCUGAAAUCUCUACUGUAAGAUUAUUAUUGUUAUCAGUCUCAUGAUGAAAUUUUUUUUUCUUAAAGAUUCUUGAUUUUUUCUUCCCCGUUGUGUCAGAAACUGCCCAGCUGCAUUCUGGGUAAUAAUUUCCAAAAAGUGUUUCGAGCUCUGUGGAGGAGUUGUCUGCCAGAAUGGAGCUAUUGUAGCUCAAAAAGCUGUGUUCAUUGUUCUUACAGAGCUGCAUGUACACACAAGGACACACACGGCAUUAACACAGGCAGACUCUUCACACACAAAGUGAGUUAGUGUCCAACAGUGAGUAAGAGUGUGAGUCAGGGGUCAGACUGUGUGCCAGGACCAGACAAGGUCAAGACUUCUGCUCAGAACAAACACAACAAAAGACUCUCAGACUGCAGACUGAGAGAGAGAGCGAGAGAAAGAGAAAGGAGGGCUGAGAGGAAGGAUGGAUAGACGGAGUAAGAGAGACACAAAGUGGGAGACAAUAAAGAAUACAGAGUGAGAGAGGUGGAGAGAGAGGGAGGAAUGAAAAGCAGGAAGAGGAGGGAAGAGAAAAAGGCAGACUUAUUCGAGAGAGAACAGAACGAAGCCACCAAACAAUGAACAAGAGGCCACAACAGACGUGACUGUAAGGCAGCGGUCACUGUGUGUCUCAGCGGUGACCUGAUCUGGGAGGUCAUCCAGACCAGUUCUGAUACUGGUGUGUGUGUCCGUCUGUCUGAGGACAGGAACACCGCAGUUAUUCAGCAUGUUUACAAAGCAGCCACUGUCAGCUGGACAAACAGACAGACAGACAGACAACACCGUCUCAACAAACACCUUUUCUCUGGUUUGAUCCUCUGAACACUCACUCACUCACUCACUCACUCACUCACUCACUCACUCACUCACUCACUCACUCAUAUGAAGAUUUACAUGUUCUCACCCUGUAACAGACUGAGCCCAGAGUUUGACCUUUGCUACCCCCUGCUGGUCAUCUUAAAGUAUAACAACCAGUCAAAGUAGUUCUCAAAACUGGAAUCAGUGACUCAUUAAUGAGGGCUGAGGCAGAUAUUUUCAUAAAAUCACAUUAUUGCCAACUUCAUGUGUGAAAAUAUCCUUUCAGGACAUGUUUGAAUCUCUGAAUCUACUCUCAGGACUGGACAGCAGAUAUGUUCUGCCUAAGAUCAGAGCUUGUGUCUCCAUUAAGUUGAUUUAAAUGUUAAAAAUUGUGUUUUGAUAUGAUAACUUUGACUCAGUUGAAGUUUGCUGAGUGUGUGUGCGUUUCAUUUUGCUCACACCUCACUUGGUUGACCAUGACUGCUGAGCAAAGUUUUCUGUAUCCUUGAUUUUCUCAGUGGGGGUUAAUCCGCAGACGGUGAAACGGGUGAUUUUCCUAGCUGUCCUUAAAAGCAUCUCCUUUUGGACAUAGGCUGCAGAUUGUUGUCUUUAAAGCAAUAUCCAUCUUUUCAAAACAAAAUCAUCUCCAUGUGAGUCAAGAUGAUAAAAGUGCAGCACUUAACAUCCAACAGCAUCGAUUCACAAACCGUAGGUGUUUGUGUUUUUUUGUGUAGACUCUCAAGACCUGUUUUGAUUGUUCUUCUCUUUUUGUUAUCAGAAUGAGUCAGCUGCCGAUUCAGUUUUAUUCAGUGUCACACAUUAUUAAAACAACAAUCAAGAUUGAAUUUUAGACUGUCUGCAGAAGUAGCUCCAAACAUUUGUAUGUCCUGAAGAAGUUCAUUUGUUCCUAUAAUUUAAUUCAAAAAGUGAAACUUUAUCACACCAAGUGAAAUAUGUACACACUCUUUUUGUUUAAUUCUUGAUGAUUAAGGCUCCCAGCUCAUGGAAAUCAACAAUCCCCUCUCUGAAAACAUCAGAUAUUGUGUAAAAGUCCAGUUUGUUGUCCGUUAUUUCUGUCCUAAAAAGAUUUCCAAUCAUGAACACCUGCAAAGGUUUACUAAGCCUUUAUUCUCUCACUCUGGUUCAGUACACACAACCACAAGCAUGCUUUAGACUGUUGACUGACACGUCCAGAAGACCUUCACUGACCCCCUCCACGAGGAGGAUCUGCCCAGGAAGGUCCCUGCUGUAAGGUCUGGCUUAUCCCAAAGUCUGUGUGAAGCAGAUUCAUGGAAAGCUGACUGAAGGAAAAAGUGAGGGAGGAAAAGCGGACCAAGAAAUAGGGAUAAGAGCAGCCUGUAGAAACCAACAAAGAAAGAAGAUUCAAGAAUUUAGAGGGGCUUUCUGUCAAGACACUCCUGAACCAGAGACAAUGGCAUCAACGUCUCAUCUGGACUAAGAAGACAAAGAACUGGACUGUUCCUCAGUGGUGUAAAGUCCCAUUUUAAGAUGGUAGUCAGUUUAACAUCUCAUUUGGAACCAGGGUCCCAGAGUCUGGAGGAAGAUCAGAGAGGCCUAGAAUCCAAGAUGAGGAAGAUGAGAGACACCAGAGCAUCAAUACAGACGAGCUGACGGAGCUAUCAGAGACUUGGAUUUCAACAAGACCACCAGCAACCCAGAUCUUUUCAGGAAUGAAAGAACUGACAACAAAUUAGACUUUUACACAAUAUUUUGAUGUUAGUGAAUAUUUGAUUUUCAGGAGCUGUCAGCUGAUCAUCACCAAUAGUCAAACGAAAAGAGUCUGUGAAUAUGAGGAAUCUACAUAAUCGAGAAGUUUCACUUCUUGAUUUAAAUUAUGGAAAAAAAUGAACUUUUCCAGGACUUUCACAUUUUCUGGAGCUGCUCCCAUACCUCAGAGUCGCAGCUUUAAAUAUUUUCUUUACAUGACAAAAGUGUUUUUUACCAAGCUUAGAAAUACAGCGUCCACUCUGGUGAUUUUGCUUGUUGUAAGCUCAUCUCUUCGUGUUUCUUUGAAGACCUCAUAUUCCCUAAUCAUAGAUAACAGAUUCAUUAUGCUGCUCUGACUGUUAGGAUUUAGUUAGAGAUACAGCUUAGCAGAAUAAUGGUCCUGGGAACAGUCCGCAGACACCUGCAUUUUAUAGCACUCAUAAAUAAACGUAAUGACCCCAUCAACAAAUGUUCAAUGUGAUGGUACAUAAGAGCUGCUGGGAAGAAUAACUACAGCUUUAAAACUUUAUUUCAGAUCAAUUAAAGGGAAUUAUGCAAACAAUGAUGUCCUGUUUUUAAAGGGACUCUAAAAUCACAUUGACUGUCAGUUUUGUACAUUGAAUGUCUGUGUUUAGGAUAGCAGCUCUGUGUUGUAUUCAAAUGUGAUGGAUUUGUUCAUUUCAAAUGUAAGUUAUUACAGCUGUUGUUUGUCAUUUACCCUUUUUUUCCUCUGUAAUGUUUCUCAAUAACCCUCAGUAUUUGAGAUUAAGUGCACCUUUUUUGGAUUCCUUCAUGCACCUCCAUCUCCGGUCAGUGUAAGAUGCUGACACCUUCUCUCUCUCUGUGUGUUUUUGCAGCUGAACUGGAGUUUGUUCAGAUCGUCAUCAUCAUCGUGGUGAUGACAGUGAUGGUGGUGGUGAUCAUCUGCCUGCUCAACCACUACAAGCUCUCCACCUGGUCCUUCAUAACAAGGCAGAGCCAAGCUCGCAGGCACGACCAUGCCCUGCAGCAGGUGAGUAUCUGUCAGUGAAUGUGUGUGUGUGCAGAGAGUGAGCAGGAUAGAGAAAGACACCGUUCCUUCAUGGUUGUAUUAAGUUGCUCCUGCACUGCUGUGCUUUUUGAAGUGAUAAUGAAUGAGAAAUUGUGUGUGUGUGUGUGUGUGUGUGUGUGUGUGUGUGUGUGUGUGUGUGUGUGUGUGUGUGUGUGUGUGUGUGUGUGUUUGUGUGUGUGUGUUCUCCCUGAAUGUCCCUGCUCACUCAUUGUGACAGUGCUCUUUUCUUUAUUUCUGCAGCAGGACAAACAUAGCUACCAGUUUGUUCUCAGUAAAGCUGCACUGAGCUAAAUGAAUCCUUUUAUCCUGAUCGGAGACUCUGUCCCAGUUUCACUGAGGUAGCAGCUUUGCUCCAGUCUGUUAGGUGAACUCGCUGAAUUGGUUUCUUUAGAGCCAGACUCUGUCAGGCCUUGAUGUUUAAUUCACUACAGUGCUGUCUAGACAGCAGUGGCUCUGCCCCCAUACUGACACGCUAACUCUCUGGGACAAACACACAGACACACACAUGCUCACUUGAAUAUCUCCCCCUUAGAUGAUCUCACAGAAUCUCAUAAGAUCUGUAUUGUAAGAAUAUUGAUUUCUUCCUCUUUUGAUAAAGACAUAAAAGCUGUUGUCUGCUUUGUUGUCUCAUUAAAGAUUAAUAACCUCCCCACUCAUAGUCUUCAUCUCUCUCCCGGCUAAAUGCACCGUCCAAUCAGAUCAAAAGCCACGCAAACAGAAGUAGACACAUAACACAAAGUGUCAUAAAUGCAACUUCAGACAGCACAAAGGUAACAAAGCCUUAUUACAGACACAGACUGCAUCUUUGGGAGAACAGCUGCUGGCCUCUUUCUUCUGUACUUCUUCUUCUUGUUCUUCUUGUUCUUCUUCUGCUUCUUCUCCUUCUGCUUUUUCUUCUUCUUCUGCUUCUUCUGCUUCUUCUUCUUCUCCUCUCACUAAAUAAUGCUGACUUCUCCUUCUGAGGAGAGAUCCUGGAGUCAAACGUAGAAAAAGAGAAACUGCAGUGAUUUGAUAGGUGUUCGUCUUUGUUGUAGCUUGUUUUUCAAAUAGGAGCUGUCUUUCUUUUUGUUGUCCUUGCUCUAAACAGGGCUGGCUAUUUCAGUUUGAAGCCAUCUAGCAUUUCUCCGCACUGUUUCAUCUUUUAUGUCUUCAUUAAAUUGCUAUUUUUGGGGCGUUUUUUCCUUUCAUCCUUUCUUUACACUUGUAAAUAAAUCCUCAGCCUAAUGGUCUCCCAUCAGAAACAUACAAAACAAACUGCAGUAUUAUUUGUUGAUGUGUGAAGCUUUAUCAGCAACAGUUAAUCUAAAAUGAAUUUAAAUUGUUGUCAAAAACACAUUUAAAGUUCCCGAAGAUUAGCUGAUCCAUUGGUCUUCAUUCAGAGACAAAGGAAGUCUUCUGCAGGGAUCCUCAGCCUCAUUCCUUCUUGUUUUUGUUUUGUCUGACGCUGUGUAGGAUGGGUGUCUGUGGCCUUCAGACAGCGGCUCUCGACAAGGUGCCUCAGAGGUAAGACCUCCACCACACUGACACAUAUCAAACCCACAGGCAGGUCUUGAUCGCAGUGAUGAGGCAGACUGAGGAGGACUGUGGCAAUGCUCGAUAUAAACAGUCCUGUUCUCUCAGAGGAAGAGUUCAGCAGCAUGACAGCCUUGUGUACUGUGUUCUUAUAAAAGUGGGAUUUUUCCUGUCAAAUCAACCAAUCACAGCCUCAGGACAACAACAUCAGCAGCAGCAUACUGCUCCUACACUUCAUUGCUUAGAUUUCCAGUUCAAGUAUCCUUGGGCAUCUCAAAAGCAUCUGAAACAUGACUUUGUAACAUUUUAGCAUUAUCCAAUUUUUCGGGGGGGGGGGGGGGUAGUUUUACAUUUUUUUCCGACUCUAUAUUUCCUCUCUGAUACCUCUUUAAUAUCUUAACAGGAUUUUUCAGAUUUUAAAAAAAGCCUCAAAUUUCUUACGCUGGUGUAUUAACAUUUCAUUAUUUCAGCCUCUGUUUGAAACGCUUUGUUUUAUCUGGUGAUUUCAUCUCUUCCUGUUGAUAAUGCAACACAGAAGUUACAGCUCAUAGAUUCAUAACAGCUCAUAGUAAUGUUCGUGAAGUGUAAUAAGCAGUGAGCAUAAAGGCUUAUGAAAGUAUGGUUUAUAAUGAACGAUAUUUUAACACAAAAGAAAAAAAAGAAAAAGGAAAAAUAUAAAAAAUGACAUUAAUUUCAGCCAUAUAACUUCAUUUAAAUGUUGAUUAGGAUCAUUUAUUGAGUCAAUCAGACGUCAUUUGUAUAGUACUUUCCAUACAGGGAGAUGUAGCACAAAGUGCUUGAUUGUGAAUCAUUAAAAUAAAAACACUGAUUAAGACAAGCUGACAAUUCAUGGUAAUGAAUAAAUUAAAAAAUGAUAUAUAUAUAUAUACAUAUAUAUAUAUAUACAUAUAUAUUUAUAAUAUAUAUAUGUGUGUGUGUGUGUGUGUGUGUGUGUGUGUGUGUGUGUGUGUGUGUGUGUGUAUAUAUGUAUAUGUGUGUGUGUGUAUAUAUGUAUAUAUGUGUGUGUGUGUAUAUAUGUGUGUGUGUGUGUGUAUAUAUGUGUGUGUGUGUGUGUAUAUAUAUAUAUGUAUAUAUAUGUGUGUGUGUGUGUAUAUAUGUGUGUGUGUGUGUAUAUAUGUGUGUGUGUGUGUAUAUAUGUAUAUAUGUGUGUGUUUUGUGUAUAUAUGUAUAUAUAUGUGUGUGUGUGUGUGUAUAUAUGUAUCUAUAUGUAUAUGUAUGUAUAUAUAUGUAUGUGUAUGUAUAUGUAUGUAUAUAUGUCUAUAUAUGUACGUAUAUAUGUAUAUAUAUGUAUGUAUGUAUGUAUGUAUAUAUAUGUGUGUAUUUAUAUACACACACAUACACUUAUUCAUGAAGAUAUGUAUGUAUACUCAUCGUACAAAUAAAUAAAUCAAUUAAAUUUAAACCGCACAUAAUGACCAGAAUAAGUUAGGAAAUGCGAUCAUGAGAGAAUAAUGAGGAAACACCAGAGGUAGGAUUAAAAUGUGAAAAUUCAAAUCAGAAGAUCAAGAAAAUAGAUAAAUAAAACAAUAACAUAAAUAGAAUGAUAAAACACUAAAACCUUAAUGAACACUGAAAUGAACCAUACUAAAAAAAACUAGAAGGGAGACUAAAAGAAAAUCUGACAAAAUAAUUCAAAUAGAAUAAGAAAGGAUAAGAAUUACUAUGAAAAAUUGAAAUCUGAACUAAUGAAACAGCUCAUAAAUAAAUAGUAAACUCAGCUAAAAGCUUGACUAUUAAGGUAGGUCUUAAGUCUACUUUUAAAAAUAUACAUACUCUGUGCUGCCUUCACGUCUUCAGGUAGGCUAUUCCACAGAUGUGGGCUGUAAUCCUAAAAAGUUGCCACACUGUGAGUCGUUGUUCUGACUUUUGGCACCAUUUAAAGACCACUACCUGAAGCCCUGCAGACCACUAUCCUGAAAAUAAUUGCAAAUAGCCUCACUCUACUUAAAGGCUGAGUCAGGCUUUACAGUGAUCCAGUGUUAAAGAGACAUUUUCCAAGGUGAGAAUCAUUGUAAUCUCUUAUUUCAGUGAUACAGGAAUAAACUCUGUAUAAACCUUUGUAAUCUUUACAUAUUUUGACUUUUUUUUUCUUUGAGGUGACAGACUUGUGUUUCAGUUUUAAGUUGUGGGGUGCUGGCCAGGGAAAUACUCUGACAAAAGUCGUCUUUAGUGAGUCACACACACUAAGGAUGUGAAAGUGAAGAACUCUUGUACAACAUUAAAAUUUUGUCAAGAUAUUGGAAAAGAAACACCAAAAACCAAAUCUCAUUUCAUUUGAGAUUUAUUUAUUGAUUGUAUGAAAGACUCAAAAUCUGCAAAACAACUACAAGAAAUCAAAUGAACAAAAAAAUAAUCUCCAACCAAAAAAUAGACUUCAACUCCUGUUUGUGAUUUUCUCUCUUUUAUCAAUUUUCAAUGAAUUUCAGUUCAAAAGAAAGAAAUAAGAAUGAAACAAGAUAAGUGAACAGUCUUUGUUAGAGGUUAAUCAAUGUGAGAGUUAUCAUUUGUAAAUGAACAAAAAAUAACAGAUUUUUCUUUUGUAUUAUAAACCAUAACUUUUUACAGCACUCCCUGUUAUAAGGCCCAAUGAAUGCAUUUAUAAGGCUUUAUCAAUGUGCUGAUGAUGAGGCAGGUUGAUGUAAAUUGUUACCAAAGUGCACGGGCUGUAGAAAUGGUGUACACCUGAUAACCUGCUAAAAGUCAUCUGUUUAACAGUGUUUAACAACCAGAGUAAGAAAUAAAACUAAAGGAGAGAAAGACUCAUUAGAGGUCUUUUGUCUGAUCUACGUGCUUUACUCGCUGUUGAACAAAAGCAUGCAUCUCUUCCUGGCUCUUUGUUUCUUGGUUGGCUCGCUCUCACAGCGCUCGCCCUUGUAUAAUUCUUCUGUGGUUACAGGAAUACUGUCACGGCAGAGAGAUCCUGACAUUUGCAUUUUGGUUGCUUGUAAAUAUUUGAUCAUUCAGGAAUUGAAGCUUGUAAUUCGCACUGGGUACGUCUGGCACUGUUCACCAAACAAAAUCAAAUUUGGCGUGUUCUCAAAGCCUGGAGAAUACAGAACCGCAAACAAAUGCCAGUGUACUCAAUGUGACUGGUGAUCUGUUUGCUCAACGGCAUCAAUGCCAGAUGGAAGAGCUUAGGAGCCGCGUUGGGAACACUAGAAACAUGAAGUUCAGAGAGUUCUUGAGAACACACACUAACAUGAUUAUAGUGCUGAUAACUUAUAUUUGAGGCCGUGUGAGUCAAUUAGCUGGAAAGUUUGUGAAGGCAAAAGGGCAAGUUUGCUGUCAUUUGGACCUCCUGCUGGCUUAAAGCUUUAUGCUAAAUGACACCACAGGAGAGGGAAAAAGAGAAGCAGACACCAAGGGAUGAAUAGAGAGAGGAAGAGGAGGAAGGAAGGUGAAGGGAGUAAGCGAAAGAGCCGUACAGAGCAAUGAAGGGAAGGGAAACGGUGUCAGAGCACCCUGAGAGACGUGGAAAGAAGGAAGAGGCCGUAGAGAGACACGCACAGAGGGAGAUGCAGCCAAUGAGUGUGGGUGGCUGAUAAAUGCAGAGAAAGGGGGUCUGUGUGUGUGUGCGUGUGUGUGUGGCGGGGGGGGGUGGAUGGUUUUUGGUGCGUCAUUAAUCAGCAACACCUCCCCUGACACUGUCUAGACAGCCGUCUGAGAGCUGCCCUGCUCCACUGCGCUCUGCUCCCUCUAUCAGCGAUACACCUUUCUCUCCCCCUCCCUCCCUCUGUCUGUCUGUCUCUCUCUCUAUCUGUCUGGCUCUUUACUUUCCUUUUUCCUUUUUCCUCUGUUUCUUUCUUCCUUUAUCUCUCCAGCUCCUUUACUCUCCGUCCUCUCUUUAUCCUCAUGGCUCUUUUCUCCCUCUCUCCUUUCUGUACUCUCUCUUAUCUCAGUAGCCUUUAUUUUUAAUCCUUUCCGUUCCACUCUUUCUCUCUCUGUCUCUCCAUUUCAUUUGCCCUGAUCCUCUAUCCCCCCAGGUUUUUUUUUUCUUCCAGUCUGUUGUUCUCUUCAUCCAGACUGCCUUGUCAGUGGGGGUUGACUAUUAGAGCCACAGUCACUAAUUGAAAUGGGCUCCCUCUGAUAAUGACUCGCCACAGUAGAAAUGUGUUGAAUUGGAUGAAAUGAAGAAAUGGAUCACGCAGACACAGUGUGAAGAGCUAAUUGAGUUGAAGAUUUCUGACAAAAGCCUGGGGAGGGAACGGCGUGUUGUAUGUUGUUCUGCUGUAGAGAGAACUUUGCAUCUUUUCACCUCCCUCUGUAUUUAUGGCAGCAUAUACCUCUAAUAACUCAGUGGUGAUUCAGUUGUACCUGCUACUGCUGCUGCUGCAACAGGAUCAUCAGUCAUUUGAAUCAAGUGUUGACACUCAAUUCAGUGAAACUCAGUGAAGAGUUUAUUUGAAAACUCUUAAAAGCACAGUCCACUGUAGCUAAAGUCAUGGAGGCUGAUUUUCAGAUGCAGUUUGGUGAGGUUUGAAUCAGCCAAAAAUUGAGCUGAGUGUUAGCCCAGGCAGGAUACAACCAGCUCAGCCCACAGCACAUCAGCUGAUCUCAUUUUCAGUCCAUAUCAGCCGACAGCUCCUGCACAUCUAUCUGGCAGAUCAUGUCAAAGUGAGAGUUUUCUCAGCCAUAUUCUUAUGAAGUGGCAGCAUGCUAAAGUUAGCUGUGCUCCGAUGUUAGCUAGUGGGCUGCUUUCCUGAUCAUUUCCAUCCAUAGUCUGUGCUGCUGCUCAUCAGUCAGUGAACUCUGAAAAGACCUGUCUUUCGGAUAAUUGAGGCCUAUGUGACUGAAGACCUGGAACACUUUAAUAAUGCAUGAUUCCAGUUUCCCAACCUGAGCGUGAUGAUGUCUCAGGUAAAUCCUAACCGUGGGAAUAUUUUUUACAAUUAAAGUGCCUGCCUGCUCUUCCUGCUUCUUUUACAAGCCACUCACUUCCAACCCAGUUCCUCUUUAAAUGCUGCAUUUGAAUUCUCCUGACUCUGAUGCCCACUCUGUUCUGUAUCUCGGGGGUCUUUGCUGCUGCUCUUCCUGUCUUGGCUUUUUUUUAUGCAUGCUCAUGAAACAGAGGGAAGAUGUGUUUUCUGCCUUGAGCUGUAACUUUUAAUUUUAUACAGAUAUUAAUUAGUUUACCUCAGAGAAAGUGGUUUUGUUUGAUGAAUGAAAACUGUGUUGCAGUGUCACUUCUAACAUGAGUCCAGCUUGAACAGGUACAAAGGUUAACUGUUUCUUACAGAUGUUGGUUAGCUUUAUUCACUGUUCUCUUUGUACUGACAUUGUUUCUUUUCCUGUCCUCUUUCCUUUCUUUCUACACCCCUCAAACCAUCCUCCUCUCCCUCCUUCUACUCCCCUUACCUCCCUCUCUAACUUGUAUCCCCCCUCCUUUGUGUCUCCCCCUCUCUCUGAUUUUCCUCUCAGGUGUUAUACGCUCCCCAGGCCAGGGAUCGCUUCACUGCUCCCUCCUUUAUGCAGCGCGACCGCUUCAGCCGCUUCCAGCCCACCUACCCUUACCUGCAGCACCAGAUUGACCUGCCACCCACAAUCUCGCUGUCAGAUGGCGAGGAGCCCCCACCGUACCAGGGUCCCUGUACCCUUCAGCUGCGUGACCCCGAGCAACAGAUGGAACUCAACCGAGAGUCGGUGAGGGCACCGCCUAACCGGACCAUCUAUGACAGUGACUUGAUCGACAUGGGAGGAGGCGGGAGCCUGGGAGGGGUGGGUGGUGGAGGGGGAGGAAUAGGAGGAGGCGGUCCGAGGCCGCCCAGCAGUAACUCGGGCAUCAGUGCGGCCAACUCCAGCAGCCAUGGGCGCAUGGAGGGCCCCCCGCCAGCGUACAGUGAGGUGAUGGGUCACUACCCGGGAUCAGCAUUCUUUCUACACCAGCACAGCAAUAACCAGAGGGUGGGGGGGCCAGGGGGCAGGACGAUCCAGCAGCAGAGCCAAUCAGAAAGCACAAUAGUACCUGCCAAGGCCAAGGACGGCCAACCGGAGGACCUGGUGUGAAGAGAGGGGAAAGGGGCAGGUGGGGGACACCCACCUGGACUAAAAACUGUCUCUCCUCCUCACCCUUGUAAGCAGUGGUCUCUCUAUCGCUCUCUCUCUCUCUUUCUCUCUCUCUGUCUCUCUCUGUCUCUCUCAUGUCCUCUUUCCUCACUCCCAUGCACAAACAAAUAUCAACCUUAGCAACAACAAAACAAGGAAAGAGAACCGACCCUUGAUUUCAUUUCAGUUUCGUUCCAGUGUUAGUAACUCAAAGCGCUAGCACCACAGGGGCAGGAUGUAUGCACUGCUCCCAGAGUCUUUUUUUUUUCCUCCUCUUCUUUUGGUUCGACAUGAGAAAGAAACAUUCUGCUAGCACAGAUUGAAACGAUUUGCUUUUUCGUCCCCUCGGGUGAAGGAUCUGUCCCUUGGAACUGAGAAUGAUGUUUUUAUUUUUGUUCUUUUCUUUUGGACCGGGAUCUGUGCACAAAGCGAUAACUGAGAAUCAAGGACUUACAGAGAACACAACAAAACAAGAGACUCACAAAAACCCAAAUCUUAGUGCCAAGGUUCAUGAGGAAGCAAAACAAAAGGGGGGAAAAUGACUCAUUCUAACAUUCAAAACACGAAAAGAAAAGUUAUCUAAAAGUUGCACUAUCUUUUUGUUGUAAAAGAGAGAAGAGGGAAUUAUGCUAUGUAAUGAUGACGAUGAUGAUGAUGUGUUUUGUUUUCUUUUUUUUUGUCCUUUUCAUGAAUGGACUGACUGUCUGAACUUUGGCUCCAAAGUUGUUCAAAUAGUUGGGAGCAAAAAACAAGUAUUAUAAGCUUAUGUCCUUCCUGUUUUUGAAAUACUGCAAGAAAUACUCUUACCCAGCCUACAACACCUCUGUCUGCUAACACCACAGGCACAGUGAGACUCAGUUGGAGAGGAAUCUCGUACGGCUCACGCCUGUGAACACUUCAGCCCAGUGGGAAAGAAAUCGGACUGGUGACCGGUCGCUGGGUGGACCAAACAUUUCUAACUUCCUUCAAUAGUUGUUUCUAAUCUUGUAGAAAAAUGAGAGCUGCUUGGCAAGACCUGACAUGCUCCAUACUGACAUUUCUGGUGAAUUCUGAAUCUGGAAUAAGACCGUAUGUCAUCACAUUGAAACAUAUCUAACAGUCCACCCAGCAGUCUGGUAACAGCUGAUUCUUCACUUCUCAACUCUGUCCUGACCUCUGAGCACCUGACACUUCCUCUUUCCUAUUUCCUGCAUCCCUGCCCCUCUUCCACCCCCUCCUUUCCUCUCCUCUCCUCUCACUGCUCAUCUUGACAUGCACAGUGCAUUCUGCCAACAGCCACACUGAACACGAACCCCGCCACCAUGACAACGAAAAACACAAAACAAAAACAAAAAGAAGGCUCAGAUCUCUGUCUUCACGUCUCUAAAGCCACAAAAAAAACCAAGACUACACAAAGUGAAGAUUCCUGUCUGCAUCUGCCAGCACAGCGAUCAGGUUUAAAACGAGGACUGUCUGUGGUCGAAGUCAAAGGGCUAUGGGAGGGUCCUUUUUGUAAAAGAAAACUUUUUUUGAAAAUCGAGCCUUUUUCUCUGCUCAUCGUUGCCUUCUCCUCUGCUCUUGCGCUUUCUCUGUCUCUCUUUUUCUCUCUCUCUUGUUUUUUCAUUCAACUCCAGUGCUCUGACCCCACUCCUACCCUGACCCUGCCCUGAGCUCCCUGCUUUUUAACAGUGUCUCUGGCAAAUGCUGUUUUUCACCCUCCUUCCUUCCAUCAUGUGCAGAAAAAGUGCGUUCAAAUGAUGCAGAGUCCGCCAAGCCCUUUAAAGUGAAGACUGGAGUGGAGCCCUCAUUUGGCAGUGCGCUAGUGCAGUCCUCUCUACCCUCCUGUGUGUGUGUGUGCGCGCGUGUGUGUGUACGUCUCUAUAUAUGUGUGUUUGUUAGACCUUUUAACAACACAAAAAGCACUUAAUGCUCCAACAGGAGUGUUGUGUGUGUGUGUGUGUGUGUUUGGGGGGCGGGGGGUUGUGUGUGUGUGUGUUUGUCUGGAUGAUUUAUCAGCUGAAUGCUUGUCUGAGUUGAAAGAUUCAAGGACAUAUAACUUAUUUGGCACAGUCCAUAUUGACCCAUCAUUAAAUAAGCUCUCGUUGAAGCCAGAGAAGUAUGUUGGGUGUUAUUGUGUUGCAGAAAUGACCUCAUUGUGAAAACUUAAAGUGUCUGUCACAGUCAAACUCAAAGUCUCCACCUUUCUGGGUGUAGCUGAAGAGCUGUGAGGUUGUACCUGAGGACUUGAACAAAGGGAUUUGAGCUUUUCACCGUGAGACCUCCAUUAUUCACCCCUUUGUCAGUUUAGCUUAAAUCAGACAUGAAACAUUUCCAGCUGACUGUUUUCUAAAUGUUUCAGAUGUUACCAAUUCUUUCAACUCCACCAAAGGACUUUGUUAGCUUGCGAGCUUAGAAAGCUGCAGUCUGGCUUUCAGCCUUGGCAAGGAGAAACAGGAGUUUUUAAGCUGAAAUUGCCUUAUUCUGUGAUUUUUUUAAUUACCAGGUGUGUUUGUUUUGGAGAAGAGGAGACCUCUGCGAAUACUUUUCCACCUGGUAAAAACCUCUUGAAUGAAAAGGUGACUUAAAAAGCCUUCUGUUUUGUUUUUCCCACACUGCUCUUUGGAACACAAAUGAGUUACCAAUGAUUGACGGGCAAAUUCUGGACAAAUUCAGUGUCCUCUCAAAUGAUAUAAAGUAUAGAAGUGUAUCAUUAAGCAGGAAAGCAAACUGUGUCCCAUUUCCAAACUGCAUUAUCGACUUAAAAUACUAAUUGUGAGUUGGUUGGAGUUAGACCGCCGACUGUAUAUUGACUUAAUGUCACUCUAUUUCCGCCCUUUCUGAUAUGAAGCCAGAAGACCACCUCUGUGUACACUGGUGCACAAACAAUCUGAUUGGUAGAGUUGUGUACCUGACAUGACGCCCUUUCCACAAGCAAACUCGCAUAAGACUUACCAAUUAAACACUGAUGUUUUUUUAAGGUGGGCCAAAUCCACAACAGAACCGACCCUGUUUAUCUGAAGCAAAUACUCAUGGUGUUGAAAACUUGAAGUAUUUGUUCCAUUUAUCCUCGCCAUUCCCCCUCGACUUCACUGACUCCAUAACAGGAGCAUCAGGAGCCCGCAUUUAUUCACAGAGCUGUCAGUCAUAAUGUCUCAUCCCCUCUGUUUCAAAUGAGAUAACUAAUUAAAACUAACACUUGGACAUGAAUCUGGUUUACUUGUGACAUAUAAAAACAGCAGGUAAAAUGUGUUAGCAAGAGGCUAACAGGAAGCAGGUCGAACAAUAGAAACAUUGUUAGUUUGUACAAUAGAAAAGAUUUCUUUUUUUUAUAUACAACCUUUCUCCAUCUGUCGAGGUUUUGGUUACUACCCAGCUUCCUGGCAACACAUUUGUGCUAUUCACUUUCCGUGUGCAGAACACCUAGGUGAUCAAUUCCAAACCACAUCAGCACUGUUUGUUAGUCCCACUAUAAGAAGUUUGAGAAAUGUGAUUUCAGUUGGACUAAUGUGUUCUAGUUUUUUAAAGUCUGGUUUCUGUCAGACUAAGCCAAAAAAUCUAAAUUUUGAACUGCAUAUAAACAUGCUUAUUGUGGAGGCAGGGGUUAUGAUCAUUACCGCAGCCAGCCAGCAGAGGGAGCUCUAAAUUAUUUGGCCACAGAUUCAGUAGACACUUAAUGCAUCUGUUUUUAAUCUAAAAUCUACAGGUUUGGCACAUUUGUCUCAUCAUCACAGUUUGUCAGUGAAUGCCCACGCAAAGAUUAGAACAUGUAUCUUACUGCGAAGUAUGAAGAGUUUUGUAUUUACUUUUAAUUUUUUUUAAGCAAUUUGUCGCAGCUGAGCAAAUCCCAGGAAUUGUCAUCCUCACAUCCUAGUUAGACGUUUAGCACACAAUAUUAAUUGCUCUCAGUGAGCGGAAAUGGAUUUGGGAUACAGUUAAGCUUUUGAUGCUUCAGUUAAUUAGAAAUUUUAAGUGAUUAAUGUCCUCCGCAUUUCUGGAUCUCUACGGAAAUGCUGUUGAGCGAGAGCAAAGUGGACAGUUCUUCCCUUGUGCAGCUCAGUUCUGACUUUACACGACUCAGACUUUAGGUUGGUGGAGAGACAAAGUUAAAAAGAAAGCCUUCUGACUCCAUUAGCAUCAGUGUGUUUGAAUGUAUGCAUGUGUUCUAGUUUGUUGUGUGUUUCUGGUCAGUGUGUUCAUGUGUCCAUCUGCUCUAAAACUGUGUGUGUGUGUGUGUGUGUGUGUGUGUGUGUGUGUGUGUGUGUGUGUGUGUGUGUGUGUGUGUGUGUGUGUGUGUGUUAAUACAUUGCUGCUACUAUUGCUGUUGCUGCUACUGCUACUAUUGUUGCUUCUGCUGCUUCUCAUGCCCCCACACCCCACCCCACUCCGCCCCACACCAGUUCUCUGUCCUUCUGCCCCCUUAACUCAUCCAAAACUAGAAGGAGAGAAAUCUGACCCUCUGCAGUCAAAAGCUCAAGCAUUGAGACACCACAUGGUCCUGAGUCCUGCAGGACGCUCUUGUACCUUUUUGUUACCCAGAAGCCUGAGUGAGUCAGUGAGGAGACUGUCCCGACUCUUUGGCCUUUGACUGCACGGACCUGCUUUAGACCCACCUUUCUUUCCUUUUUUCCCCCUCCUCUUCUGUUUAUUUUUUUUCUCGCCUUGUUCUGUCUGCGCAGUCAUUGCUUGUAAAUUGAGGACAUAAAGAUGAAUUUUAUGUUUUCUACAAGGAGGUUUGCAUGUUACUAUUAUGUGAGUAAAUAAGGUGCCUAAUGUUCAUGUUUGAGCAGACCACACCUCAGUCAAACUGCUGCUGGGAAUUGUUGCAGACGCUCUCCUCAGACUCGACCACCUGUCUGGCUCGGAUGGAGGAGAAAUAUUUAAGAAAGAGUUUCCUGUAUUUGCCAGAAAAGAUCCUCUCUGUCUUUGUGAGAAGUUGUGGACAGAUGUUACAGCUGUGGCUCUCUGGAGUCUGGAUUUGAUCUACUGUAUGGAAGUGGACUGAAGCCACAUUUAGAUUCGAAAUGAAGCUUUCCAUUCGGUGACAGGAACAGCAGCUGUGUAGCAAAACUCCAGCUGUCUCUUCAAACUGCAGCGAAACCUCAACCUUUGUCCUCUGCUCUGACGGUGAACAGGCAGGGAUUUUUGAGCAUGCUCAGUCCUACCACGCCAGACAGGAGCGGCGGUCCUGUCAGGGCCUCUGAAGUCAUUUCACCCAGUAAUUUGACCAGCGUGUGGAGCAGACAUAGGAACCCACUUGCACUCAAAAAGCUCCCACCUUCGUUGUGCCUCACUUCCAACGGUGCUUUUUUCAGUAGUCUGUCUUUCUUUAUGUUUGUUUGUAAGGUGCUGUAUAUAACUUGAAUAUAUUAUGCACAUAUCCUACCCAAUGGGUAGAAACCACAAAAAAUGUUGUGAAUAAUGUAAUAUAAUGUAUAGACAAUAUAAGAAUUUUAAGAAGGCAGCAUCAAAUUUGUAAAUGCCUACAGUUAAAAACGUGCUUUGUCUCUUUUUUUUUUUUAUCAGAAACAUGGUUUGCAAAGUAUGCUUAGAAUAUGGUUGCAACACAAAUACAAAUUACUACUUAUAAUAUUUUGCUAUAAAUAAUAGUCUGUUAUGAUAAGGACGAGAUAACCUGUGGAUUAAGGAACUUGUUGAGUUAUUGACUUGUUUAUUGGAUCAUCUAAAAACAAGCUUUCACAGUGCUUUCCAUCAUUUGGGUGCCGGCGGGUGGUUCAUUUUCACUGCUAUCAACGUACAAAUGUAUAGUUCAGAAAACGCACACAUCAGUUUGUGUUAAUGCCACGACGACAGCCAGCCUCGGCUGCAUCUUAACUCACUUUGUAAAUCGAAAAGCGAAAGCUGAGGCGUCGCAUUGCACUUCCAAACAUGGAGGACGAUGUGUCUGCACUCUCUCUAACCAUAUUUUAGUUCAGCUGUAAUUUUGUAUAUCUGCCAAAGUAUAAAUCUGUGGAGCACACUCAGCACAGCUCUAGCUCUGGCAUCGGUUUAAGCAUUUCAGCUCCGUUUCAGGAGGCUCACCGUCCUCUGAUGAGCAGGAAGAGUUACAAACAUUCACAGAAAAAAAAAGGUCAUUCCCUUUUCUUUUUUUGGGGUUAAGAUUGGAAAGUUGUACCAGCGUGAAAGGAGUGGGGAAAACGCCGUUCAAACUAUCAUUUAACUUUUUUUUUUUUUUUGUUAUCAUUUUUUAUUUCUACAUUACAAUGUUAUAAGUGGCACAGUAUAUUGAAAUAAAAGUCAUGUUUAAUCUGCAGUCAUUUAUUUACAGUAUGUACUGAGAAUAACUCCACUGUACAAUAACCGCAGAGCAUGUUCAUUCUUAUCUAUAGAUGAUGUACAUAGCAACGCGCCAUUUUCUCUUCAAAGCACCAAAUAAGUGGCAGUUGUGUAGUUUUAAUUUGGAGAAGUCUCUGUUGUAACUUUGCUGGAGCGCUGCUCGGCUCUCUUCUUAAUCGACUUUUCUGUUUUUUUUUCUUCUCUUUUAUUUUUGUUUCCUGCACUAGCUUGAAGAACUAACUUGGGCUCAGACUGAUCCUUAUUUGAUUUCUGCCCCUGCAGCGCGCUCCUUCUUUCCACUUAUCAAAAGUCUGUACUCAACUGCUGACUACAAAAAGUAGCUGAUUUUAUCGUUCCACAUUUUAACAAUGAUGAUGAUGAUGACGAUGAUGAUGAUAACAAUGAUAACGUCUCAACAGUUUGGUAUUCUCUCUGUCUUGACAGUUACCAUAGGACUGCUUCCAUCAUGGGUUUUGUAACAUCGAUUUGCUUUAUUUACAAAAUGACUCCUUCUCGUUCCCUCUCCCCCCUCUGUGCUGAAAUCUUGAUAUAUAUGUGACUGUAUUUAGUAAGCAUACAGUAUAUAUAUAUAUCCAAACACGGAGGUAAAAUUGUUGUGUAUUUUUGCCUCUUUUUAUUUAAGCAAUUGUGAUGUAAUAGGUUUUAGGCCUAAGGUCUGUUAUUGCAAUACUUUUACAGAAAAGAAGAAAAAAAUCAAAAAAUGUUGCUCUAAGUGCUGUUGUAGUCAAAGAUUUUAUGCUUGUACUUAUGCUGUAGUCAAACUGCAGCGUAAUGAAUAAAACUUUAAAAGUGA